Messenger RNA from Podarcis lilfordi (Lilford's wall lizard), 55813 nucleotides. The record is from the annotation of a GenBank genome assembly. NCBI's taxonomy places the organism in Eukaryota, Metazoa, Chordata, Lepidosauria, Squamata, Lacertidae.
AAAGUGAACUGUGAGCCAUAUUUAUAACCGUAUCCCUGAAGUUCUCAGCUCAUCGGGAAAGAAUCCUCCUGUGUUUUGCAUACCGGUCGUAACUCAAGGGCAAAAUAUAUCGGUGUGUUCGUCUGAGGGGCUGACCGUGAAGAAAGCUGUCCAGGCUUGUUAGUUUCUGCAGCAUCUGUUAAAGCUGCCGGGCCCUGCCUCCCAGCCCCUCCUGGUCAGCCAGCGGAAACUCCCAUCUAACGCAGGUGUCCUGAGCAUAUCUAGCCCAAGCAGGACAAACGGCCAAUAGUUUGGUUUUUUAUUGACAAAGCACACACUUACAGCAGCUCAUAAGGUGCACUGAAGACACACAUACACACACACUUCUUGUGACUACGUAGGUGAAAUAAAAACGGGAUUAGACAGGAGGAUAAAGCUGCUAGUGGCUGCUGUUGAUAUUGGCUCUAUACUGCCUCCCUGAACUGGAUACCUGAUGCUGGGGAACAAGUGUGAGAGAAGACUAUUACUCUCACGUCUUGCUUUGGGGUUUUCAGGCAACCAAUGUGAGAAGAGAAAUACUGGAAUAGAUGGGCCUUUGGUCUGAUCCAGCAAGGCUCCUGUUAUGUUCUUUAAUCUAACUACCAUUUCCUGAAUAAGAGGAUGGAAAUCUUGUAUAGUUCCCUAAGGAUAACCAUUGGUCUGUCAAAGUGGGCUUGUAGGAGAUAUGUCAAACUGCUAUGUAUUGGGUUUAACACAUUUUAUGUUACAAGGUGUGUUCUAACCAAUCAUAGAAGCGUUGGUAGACAAACGUUCUAAGGGCAUUUAAGCGCAUGCACUUUCAACUGUCAACUGUCAACGGUCAGUUCAUGCUCAGGUUUAUUAUAGUGUGUCCAGUCAGUUUGGUUCUUGUGUUCCUAUGAGUGAGCUGUUGUCACUGACAAAUGUUGAAUAAACUUAGUUGGGGAACUUAUAUUGCCUUGGGAUUCUGACUUUUUCCGAACAUUUAAUACUGGCGACGAAGGUGGGAUCGAUGAGCUCCCGCCGGCUGCCAGAGGCCCAAGACUGCACUGCAGCACCGCCACCUGCCGCCUCGCAAUAAGCGCAACCUCACUGCCACGCUGGACUCAGCAAAUAGUCCCGGAAAUGAGACCGCUCCUGCUGCGUCUUCACAACCACCCACAAUCGCACAAGCAACUGCUCCAGGUCCGAGGAUGGCCACCAGUCAUAGUCGGCUGCCACCGGACUUCGAUAUGAGCCAUCCUACAGAAUGGCCACAGUGGCUCUGCCGAAUAAGGAGCUAUGUCUGACUACAAGGCUUCACUAGGGAGGCAGACAAGUGGAUGUGCUACUGACGGUGAUGGGAAGUUCCGCCAUCACUCUAUUGGAAGGUCUGAUGGCAUCCAGGGACAUAGAGGCAUGCACUUUCGAUGAGCUGACACAGGCUAUGACAAGACACCUCGCGCCUCAGCCAACUAAGAACCACUGCCGCUAUGGCUUUGCGCACAGAGAGCAACAAGCGCAAGAGUAAUCGAGUGAAUACAUCUUGGUUCAUGCUACAGCACAAGGACGCACUAAUAUUUCAGGUAGGAACAUCUCGACUUCCAAGAUUCUGCUAUCAGAAACAAUUUGCUGCCGCUGGUUCCUUUGAAGCAGUUUCUCCCUGACUAGAUCCUGAUGAGCAGGAUCCACACCUAGUGUAAAUGGCAAGCGUUUAACAGAGACCUUUAAAGGGAACCUACUUUAAAAUGCAACGGCACAAAUGUUUUAUUCAUGUUCCAAAGACAGUCAUGUGCAUGAUCACUGUCUUUUGAGUUAUGUCAGUUUUAGCUGACAAAGGUUCAUGGUUGAGUACAGCAUUCCGCUGCACUCCUGUUUAAAUAAGGGAUAUUUUGUAAAGCCAGAGGCUGUGUGGCCUCAGGAGACGUGGGAUUGCGACUAGACAGACACAGUAGCUUUGCGGAUGUUAAGUUGUAAACUGGAAUCUCCCUGCAGAGAAGGAAUCUACGUUUUAGUCUGUUUUAUACAUGAAUGAAUGAAUGAAUUAAUGAAUGAGAGAGGCUGCAAUUAUGAGGUGGGGAAGCUCAGGCCUGGGGUGGAUGCAAAUGCAGCCCUUCAGUCUCUGUAUGUGGCCCUCAGUACUCUUUCCACACCACACCCCCUCCCAAGGCCACCCCUCUCGCCAGCUCUGCUUUUCACACUUUUUGAGUAUUUUUGCCCAGUGAGCACAGCAACUCUUCCCAGCAGGUCUUGUCCCAAUGAGGCAGUUGCGAGGACAGUUUUCUAAGUCUCCUUGUCCCUCAGCUCCUUCCCAAGCAAACUGAGACUCUGACACCUUGUCUGUCUCUGCUUUGCUGUCUUCAUGCCUCUGCCAGUUCUGGGAGACGGGGGGGGGGGAGGAGCUGCUUACAGCAGGAGGGGGGACUCCUUGACUUCUUCAGCAGCCUGCCUGAUCUCUGCCUCUUGGUCUCCCUCUUCUCCUGCCUCAGCUUCUGCCUCUGAUUCUGGACUGCUCUCUUCCACAGCCUCUUCCUGCUCACUAAACCCUGUUACCUCUUCAGCUUCCGACACCUCCUCCAGCCUGCUCCCUUUUCUCUCUUUGACCACUCAUCGCCGUCCCACCACCACUCCCCAAGCACGCCCCAAGCACUGAGUCUUCUUCCCUUGGAGGUUCCCUAGCCCUUCCACUCCUCAGCAGCCAGCCAGUCUGUGGCAGUCUGUGUAUGCAGAAAAUUGCCUAGUGUAUCAUUUACAUGAUGUCCCGCCCACUUUUGCCCCUGGCUCCACCCAUCAAUGACACCUCAGAAAGUUGCCCAGUGGAGACUGAGGCCCUCGAAGACUCCAGGUUCCAUCCCUGGCAUCAAAUGUGAAGAAUUACCACCAGGAGGGGUUAAAAUUCUCCUGCCCAGAAACCUAGAAAACUGCUAGCAGUCUGAAGAGACAAUGCUGAGCUAAACAAAGAGGUGGUUUGACAGAUUAAUUUGAUUAAGGGUUGUAACAAUAACGCAGUACAUGCAUGUCUUCACAAGCCUUUUGCUCUUAUCCUGGCAGCAGGUCACGAAAACAACCUACGGCAUGCGGCUCUGUUGUUCUCUUUGGAGUAUUCCAACAAGCCCUACAGUGGUGUGAACUGAGGAUGGCAAUAACGCUCUCCUCAGCGGAGGGAUAUUUGCAUUCCUUGUCAAGUACUGCUGGUGUCUCUGUGGGAUUCCAUUUCUGCUCUGUUAUUAUAGUGCUUUCUGAAGUCGGUGGUUAAUAUUAACUGACAGGGCCAGCUGAGAAUGUUGGGCUUCCCCAUUACGGCUAAUGAAGCAAAAUACUAAUUGAGGCACCGACUGCUUCCUUGUACUUAAUCGCAUUACGGCAUCUCAACUUGGCUUCACCACGAAUUCCAGGGCCUGUUGAUGUACAGUGGUACCUCGGGUUAAGAACUUAAUUCGUUCUGGAGGUCCGUUCUUAACCUGAAACUUUUCUUAACCUGAGGUACCACUUUAGCUAAUGGGGCCUCCCACUACCGCCGCACGAUUUCUGUUCUCUUCCUGAAGCAAAGUUCUUAACCCGAGGUACUAUUUUUGGGUUAGCGGAGUCUGUAACCUGAAGCGUCUGUAACCUGAAGCGUCUGUAACCUGAAGCGCCUGUAACCCAAGGUACCACUGUAUCUCUUUUUAAGAUCUGGGUUCAGAUACCUUCUCAGCCAUGAAUCUCUCAGGGUAGCUGUAGGCCAGUCGCUACCUUUCAGUCUAACCUAUCUCAAAGGGCUGUUAGUAGGGGGGAAAGGCAAGGAACAUGCAGGCUAUGUUGUGCUCCUUGAAGAAUAGGUAGGAUAUAAAACAAAAUGGUUGGGUCUGUGAUUAUUACGCCUCCAAAUGUGUUAUGAACAGAACCUUUAAAAAAAGAAAAAGAAAACUGAAAAACAAUCGCAGCUUAAAUGAAUUUUAAAUGGAAUAUCAGAAGUUCAGAUUUGUCGAGCCAAACUGAAAACACAGUCCUUCAAUAUGUCCGGCUGCACAAGCUCAUUGAGACGAAUGGACACUUUCCAAUUAAGCCCUGAAAUAAAGGGUUUUCCCUGUGUUAAAAAUAUGGAGAGGCAGCAGAUUUUGUCGCCACCCCCACCCCCUCCACUAUUGUCCUCUAGUGCUGAUGGGGCAUGGCAGCCAUUCAUUGCUCCGAAUUGGCUGUGCUCACCCCUGUCAAGAUUUGCAUAGGAGAAGGUCCUGGUGAGCUGUGCCCUUAAGGGUUUAAACUCGCUCAGUCAUUGCAUCUCCUCCAAAAGUAAUGUGGAGUGACUUGCAGAUCUUGCCAUGGUUUACUCUUUAGCAUGGUCAGGGAAAGGUUGGCCUGAGACAUUACCUUAAUGGGCAAUCUCUCUGCAGGGCUGGUUCCCACCCUAGCAAAGUCACUACUAUAAGGAGUCUGGAGAAAAGGAAAGGAAAGGAAAUCCUGAUAACAUAUUCCUGAGGAAACUGAACAAAAACAGUAUAUAAUUUGAGGAGAAAGAAACAGAGAGUUUUUGUCUUUCUUAUUUUGGUCCUUGUUCAGGGCAGGGAUGUAUAGGACCCAACAUACACCAGCAAACAUCUUGCCAGUCUGCCUGGUUGCUAGGCAACACCUCCCCAAUUCCUGGAAAACCCGGACGUAUGGCAAGUUGGGCUAUUUUAAUUUUUUUUUUAUCUUAAAAAAUUAAAGAAAAGCCCCCAAAAGCUCAACAACUUCAACCAAAAACAAAAAAGAAGAAGUUCAGCAGCUCUGUCCGGAUUUUCACUUUUGGGAAUAUGGCAACCCUACUUUAACACUAACAGAAUUACCGGUAGCCCUUAAAUUACAUACUUAAAUGAUCUCUGCUGCUGCAUUUCCACCUCCCUCCACAACACAGAGACCCCACCACCAGAGAAGAAAAUCAGCUGGCAAUGGCAAAGUAACCACCAGCAAGGGGAAAUCAUUGGGGGGGGGGGCUUCAAAGCAUCUGGUUUACUUUUGGGGGUACUGCUGCUAUUUUUGAGACUUGCAUUUUCCAUCUACUUGCUAGUCUGCUCCCCCAUGCUUAGCAUAUAUUCUCUCUCUCUCUCUCUCUCUCUGUGUGUGUGUGUGUGUGUGUGAAAACACACAUGUAUAAAUGAAUAAACAGCUAUCAUAAAAAUCUUCCAAAUCUUGUUUGGAAGAAAACUAAGCCCUGUAGAUUUCUUCAUCCUCAGAAGUGGAGAGACUGUAGCAAUAUGCUUUUUAAAAUUAUUACAGAUUUUAAUACAUUCAUAUCUUGCCUUUCUCCCAUGAUGGGGCUCAAUGUGGUAUUUCCUGGUUGCCUCCCAUCCAAGCACUGACCAAACCCAGACCUGCUUAGCUUCAGCAAGGUUUCUGCAUCAUGUUUGCUCAGUCCAUGCCCUUUGUUAUGCUUUCAAAUGAAGUCAUAGCUAUGCUUUCCAUUAACGAGAAAGCAACCAGGUGCCCGAAGCGUUUCGCCUGUUCCUUAGCUUUGACAUUUUGACAAUAUGCUUCUUGUGUGUGUUGAUAUUAUAUGAAUUGCCUCCAUCAACAACUACAACAAUUAAAACAAACUUAUUUGUUUUUUGGCUCUCCCCUCCCCCCCCCCAAUCCUACCUUGCUAACAUUUUGGGGUGUGGGCGGAACUAUAAAUACAUGCAGGCAGCUCUUUAUUGAUCCCACAUUCCGUAGGGUCUCCCCCCGAUUCAAUUACAUUUUAAUUUCAUUUUGCUCAGCUCCGAUUUAUAAUGCAGUCUUUGCUUCCCUGCAUUUACAUCUGUCAAGGACCUGUAUAAUUUAGCAGUGCUCCUUUGAAGACAAUGAUAAAAAAAAAAAAACGCACUCAAGGUGCAGCCCAAAUCCUCUUUUGAAUAAUAAGUUCACAGCUUUGCCUUAACUGUAAUUCAGGCGUCUAACAUGAUUUUCACCUUGAAUUACCACAAUCUCCUUCUUAAUGAACCGAAGGACAGAGAUGUGAGUUAAACAUUCCCAGCAUUUCCUCCAGAGCCACUGCCAUGCUCUUUGCUUCCCAUUAGGUGUCAGUGCAGACUAACGCAAUAGGAUGCCACUAAAUAUGCUUUUCUCCUUUAUAAAAAUGCGUCUAGGCACACUUUACGUGUGAAGACUAUGUGACGCACCUAUCGCCAUGUCAGCUGGGGAGGGGAGACUGUCCUUAUACAGUAAACCCCCCUAAAGCAAGCUGCAUCCAAGGCCAGCUGAAUACAGGCCUGUAGCUCAGGCGUAGUGACUAUUUCGCAUGCAAAAGGUCCCAGCUUUAAUCCUCAGCAUCUCCAGCUAGGGCUGGCAGGAGAGACUUCUGUCUGAAAACCUGGACAGCUGCUGCCAGUCAGUGUAGAUAAUACUAAGCUAUAUAGACCAAUGGCAGAAGGCAGCAUCUCAUGUUCCUGUGAACAUUUAUUUAUUUAUUUGCUGCCAGGGAGAGUGGCAAAUGCCUUCCCCAGUCAAGGCAUCAAUAAUACCCAAGGCUGGCCCCUGAGACAGAAAAUCCCAUAAGCAUCUCUCCCUGCCCUCAGCAAAUGAAAACAGAACAGAAAAAAUAAUUAACAAUUUGAUACAUGGGCGUAGCCAAGGGGGGGUGGCAGGCAGGGGCAGCUGCCCCCCAAUCAAUAGAAAUUUUUUAAAAAUACAUAGCAAACUGAGGUUCUGCGCCCCCCAACAAAAGGUCUGUCCCCCCAACAAAAAUCCUGGCUACGCCCAUGAUUUGAUGCCCUCUCACGAUGCCCGAAGUCAGUUGCCUGAGGCGGCUUUCUCACUAGGCCUAAGGAGAUGGGAGUAAAAAUAUGAAAUGAUCCAGUGGCAGGAACUGAAUGUAUACAGUGCUUUGGGGGGGGCACGUAGGGGUACGCAUUCCCCUAAACAUUUUGUGAAUCUAAGUUUGGCCUCACUGAGGGGCAGUAUUUCAAAAUGAAUAGGAAAAUGAGAGUACCCCUAAACAUUUUUUUUUUUUUAAGAAAAAAAGCACUGAAUAUAUAUACUUUGUUGCAAGGAACUAUUACGAUCCUGAAUGGUCUGGCCUGUAAACUGCAUCUCAGAGGAAGGAAAAGAGUUAUAUUAACCUUUCCUAAAGGAAAAUUGAAUUGUAAAACCAUUUAAGCCACACACCACCCUUGCACUCAUUCAGGUGGCAUUAAGUGUCUUCCUUUCUCUACCAAAGUGUUUGUGACUUGACUUUUCAAAAUGCACCCACCUGACCUUAUGUUCUUGGUGCGUCUCAAGGACCAACCAGCCUUUGAUGUUGCAGCCCUUGAAUGAGCAAUCAUCCGGUGCUUUUUUUUCAAGAAUCUAGUCUAUUUUGUAGGAGCAAAAUGGAUAGAAAAUAAAGGCAGGCAGGCCCGUAUCUUGGAACCAGGACGAGCGACAGGUUGUUUUUUUGCAGAGAAGCCAAAAAUGUUUGUUUCCCCUCCUUAUUGGGGAGGGAAUGUGUUUGCUGACGUUCUGCUGAAGGCUUCACCUGCACGGAGUCAUGUCACAGGCCCAGAAGCCCAAAUGCAUGUGCCCAGUUUGAUACAGAUUGCUGAACCAAAAGUUUUAGUGGUAGUAUGAGAAUAUACUGUGCCAUCAUUCAGUGGAGAGCUGAUGGGAAGCAACAAACUGGCCUCUGCCACUAGCUAGGGCCUCAAGAUCACCCCCUCCUCCCAGUCUUCUCCCUCUGACCCCUCAUCAUUGUCCCACCACCAACCCCUUGGUUCUGAGCCUUCUUCCCUUGGGGGUUCCCCAGUGGGUUACUAUCACCAUUCCUCUGCGUCCAACCAGUCCAUGACACCAGCCACACCUCUGAAAGCGAGUAAGGAAACUUUCCUGGGAUCCCAAAAAGGCAGGCAAGUGAGUCAGAUUAGCACCAAAGGGAGCUCUUAUCCUGCCCCAUGGGCCUCAGAGCCCUGACCCACAGGCUUCAGGAAUCUCUGGUUGCCCUAAGUGUGGCUAAGUGUGCACUCUUCCCACCUGGGAUCAAAUCUACACUUCCAGGUGUCAUAAGAAAGCUGCAGAGAUAGUGCAGGAUAGUGCACACCCCGGAAAUGAUCUCUUUCAGCUUCUGCCUUUUGGAAGAAGGUACGGGGUUAUAAAGACUAGGACUAGCCGUCUGAGAAACAGUUUCUAUCCAAAUGCGAUUUUGGUUUUAAACGCAGUGUAAGGUAGUCUCUAUGGGAGUAUAUGGUAUUUAUUUAUGGGGUAUCAGAGUUUUUACGGGGCUAACCAGGCUGGGAUAGCUGGGAUAGCAGGCUUGUUGGUUUUUGAAUGUCUGAUGCAGAUUUUUUCAAUUUCGUUGUUCUGUAUGGGACAAUGACAAUAAAGAUUAUCGUAUCAGUUGCUCAGUUAGGCAGCCUGCCUACUCCAUCUUCCUGCAAAAAGUAGCUAGAUUAACUUAAUUUAGUUUCCUGUGUUGCAGGGGGUUGGUCUAGAUGACACUUGUGGUCCCUUGUAACUCUACAAUUUUAUGAUUCUGUAGGUUCCAGCCAAUUCUGUUUAGUGAGCGAGGAGGAAGAAAAACACCUACAUUUCCCAGAGUUCAUGUUGGCAGGAAGGAAGGGCAGAAGAAGCCUUAGGCUUCCCUCCACCACCACCCCGCCUACUUGAUGUGUGGGAAGUAGGCAGAGAAGGGAAAUUGACACAUCACGGUUAUUAUUUAUUGUAUAUAUAUACCACCCUAUACCCGGAGGUCUUAGGGCAGUUCGCAGGAAAAAAAUCAAAAUAUAAAACCACAAAAUAUAUAAUCAAAAUAAAAACAACCACCCAACAGUGGUGUAGCAUGGGUUGUCAGCACCCGGGCAAGGCAAGUAAUUUGCGCCCCCUAACCCGUGGAUUUUAGCACUCGAGUCUCUUCCAAGUAGCUCUUCCAAGUGCAAGUAGAUAAAUAGGGACCGCUUACCAGCGGGAAGGUAAACAGCGUUCCGUGUGCUGCGCUGGCUCGCCAGAUGCAGCUUGUCACGCUGGCCACGUGACCUGGAAGUGUCUGCGGACAGCGCUGGCUCCCGGCCUAUAGAGUGAGAUGAGCGCACAACCCUAGAGUCUGGCAAGACUGGCCCGUACGGGCAGGGGUACCUUUACCUUUUAACCCGUGGAUUUUAGCACUCGAGUCUCUUCCACUAGAUUAGUUAAAGAAACCCUUACCCCCUAAGCACAUGUAUUGUUUGUUAUGAAAAUACUGAUGUAAUUUAAGUAAAAUGCAUCUAAAUACAAGUUUAUUUUGGCAUGAUAUAGGUGUAGUAUUCUGCUAAAAUUCUAAAAAAAGAAAAAAAAAAGAAAAUCACUUUCUUGCCUUGCUGCACUUUUAGCACCCCUUCAUUGUAUAACCAUUUCUUUACUCUUAACAUAAUGUUUAUUCACCUUCAUGCCUAUUGCCUUACUCUUUCAGCAAAAAUUUUUUUUAAAAAAAAUUAAAGGUUGCUAGACCCACUGGCUUACAUCAACUUAUGUUGAGCUGGAGCAGCUACAUAUGGAUCGAAAUCUGUCUCGUCACUGUUGAACCAACCAAACUUCAAUCCAUCUGGUCAGCUCAACAUGCAGAAUGACCAGCGUGCCCCCUUUCAAUGCAGAGAGACCAGCGUGCCCCCUUUCAUUGCAGAGAGACCAGCGUGCCCCCUUUCAUUGCAGAAUGACCAGUGUGCCCCCUUUCAAUGCAGAGAGACCAAUGUGCCCCCUUUCAUUGCAGAGAGACUUACCUGCAGCGGCGGCUUCUACUCAGUUCCCCGCGUCUCCUCGAGUCCUCCCGCCUCCUGCUCGGCAGCUCAGCCAAUUGCAUGCAUUCGCCUUUCGGCCAAUGAGGAAGUGGAUCCCACUUCCUGAUUGGCUAGGAGGAGGAUCCGUGUGACAAUAGCGAAAUUUUUGCGAAAUCUGUGACAGCACUGAGAGUGAGUGAGUGAGCCAGGUAGGGGCAGAGAGCUGUGAGUGCGAGCGCGCGCCCCCCAGAUGUUGCGCCCGGUGCGGCCGGCCCCCCUGCACCCCCCACGCUACGCCACUGCCACCCAAUAUCGUCCCCCCGCCCCUCCCCCAGAUCACAGUUUUGGGCACCCACCUCACCUAGUUUUGACAAUUCUUUUCUGUCCCUGUUUAUUUUCCCAAAAGCCACGAGCAAAGUUCAUCUCCUCACUUUACACAUGACAACAGUGCUCUUUCUGAGAGCUGAAGGGCAUCCUCAAGUAGCUUUCUAAAUGGAAUUAUUUCAGGAUGAACAAUACUUGUUCAUUUUAUCCUUCCCGCUUUCAAGUGUGAUCAUUUCAAUGUACCAACCCGCCCCCCCCACAUAUGGGCUAGAUUGUUUAGCCUCUCAGCAAGUAGGUGAUCCAUAGGAAUGUUUGGAACAGGCAACAGUCUUAAGACUUACAAGCUGUUGGGAUGGCUGUUGAUUUUAUUUUCUAUUUUUUUACAAGUGUCAACUUAUCAUAUUAUCAUCUUGUCAUAAGUUCCCAGGGCAGGACACCACAAUUUAAAACACAACAUUAAAAUCAGUUUAAAACAAAUGACAAAAACAAAAAGUGUUGGGUAGGUCAAAUACCAUGUCAGGGUAAAGAUGCUUGUAUCUUUAUGUUUGGAUGUUCUGUGCUCUGGUAAUGAUCUAUUUUUGUUACAGAAGUCACAAUAGCCAAUCAAUAGGCUUGUGAUUUCAGUUUGUUUGUCAACUUCUUCAGAUCUAUCUAUCUAGUGCAUCUGGUACCUUCUUAGAUUUCAAAGGACUGUGCAAUUGAAACACGCAGAAUCUACUUAAUACACAUCAGAGGUUGCCACUCUCAGCGUUGGUACUACCAAUAUAAUUAGAAUCACAGGAAACUGAGUAGAGCAGCUCAUUUAUUUAGUGCUGCUUUUUAAUGCGUUUACUGACAGAUGUGCUUUGCCAUAUUCCUUUGCUUCUUAGUGACAACACACACACACAUUGUUUUUUUUUAAAUCUAUUUUAUUCCGCUUCAUUAUUCUAGCUGGAUCAUUAAUUCUGUCACCUGCUGGAGGUAAAUAACUACACAGCCACCCUGAGAUUUCAGGGCCUGUGAAUUGCUCUUCCCCUCGCCCCCUUCCUUAGAAUUUCUCUUGUAAUGUAAUAGCUAGGCUGUUCUGUUUUGUAUAGGAAUAUGGAUGGGCUUUUGUAUUCCUUGACUGCUUGCUUAAUAGCCUCUGAUGGGCUGCUAGGACCUUCUUUCACAAGGUGUGUUUGGGCAAGGUUGAGACUGAGCUGUUUUAACUAUCUUACUGACGGUUUCACCAUUAUUUAAUCCUGCCAUUGCUGGCACUUGGCUCUCUGUGUUCUGAUGGGUGGAUUAUAUUUUCCUGUUCGGCUGUAUUUUGUCAAGAAAGUUUGCAAGCCUGCUUGGAGGACCUAGUUUUAUGUUAAACGUUGUAAAUAAAUAACGUGUGCUUGUGUGAAUGAAUCCUUUGGAAGUCCAGGGGCCACCUCUGGGAGUGGGGGUUUCUGUCCUCAAGUUUCACUCCUCCACCCAUAUCCAUUUAACGUCAUGGCUUUCCCCAAAGAAUCCUGGGAACUGUGGUUCCUCAACAGCGCCAACUUCACACUUCUCAGCACCCUCAACAAACUACAGUUCUCACGAUUCUACAUGACUAUGGAAGAAGGGUAGGACUGCUUUAGGUUAAUGGGGUGGAUGUGAGGGGUGCUCAUUUUGGACUUUAUGACCUGUAACAUGGUUGCUAUACAUCCUAGGAGUUAAAGGAGGCUGGGGCCCUCUUUGCCAUGUGCUUUAUUGAUGAGUCCCUUUCAAUCCCUUCCACAGAAAGCGACACAAAGACUUGCUGAGGGGAAAAAAGGGUGGUAAAGAAAGAAAAGGGAGAGAAGGCUGGGUAUAGGGCCGUGCAAGCUGAGGAAACUAGUUUUGGACCUCUAACUGCAACUUUUUUUGAACAACAACAACAACAACAACAACAACAGAAUUUCAAGUUUUACAUAAUUGAUUGGAAAAUAAACGGGGAAAACAGAACCUAAAACAGACAUCAUUGUUCUGAUAAGACAAAAAUAUGAUUUAUUAUUUUCAUUUCCAUUAUGUGAGAAUAAUACACUUUCCAGUGUGGGGCUUACUGCUAUGGGGCAUUUGAAGCUUGAUAUACCUUAGGGCUUCAACAUGUCUUAAUAUGGCCCACAACCUCAUUCUGAGAUUUAACUCCUCAUCUUGAAUACUCAGGGCAGGAGGAAGCUAUGACCCUGAAGCCUGUUGCUCCCUCACCCAUCAGCACCCCAGUCAUCCACCACUCAUGUCAGUAAGCCAUAUUCAUGAAAUAAAAACAAUAAAACCAAAAGUCCAAACACCACUAAAGAAAAGAACUUUAACUUGCCCCAAAUGCCAGUGGCAGUAUCCUGGGCUGGAUUCCAGUACUGUGUGUGCUUUUGUCCCAAUGAAAUCAGUGGGACCGAAAACAUGCCUAGCAGGAGAAUCCUAAGCAUGCCUACUCAAAAGUAAGACAUAGUAAAUUAAAUGGGGCGUACUCCCAGGUAGGGGGUUAGGAAUGCAGCCUAACUUGCCCCAUUAGCUUCAAUAGUACUGCACUGAUUUAAGUCCUGCUGGAUUCAAUCAUCUGGUAUCUUACCACAUCUUAUCAGAGAUAGCUACAACGUGAGAAAAUGUAAUCCUACAAUUCCCACUCCAACCCAGCCUAAAAUAACUAUAUUUUUUAAAAAACAACCUUUGGGUUUCCUCAAAGUUUCUCAUAUCUCAGCCUGAGAAUGAACCUGAAUUCACUUCAGAUUUUGCUUUAGACAAAAACUUGUGACAACCAAGGGAUAUGCAGGAUACACAGAAAUAUUGCUAGUCUUAAUGUAAUUCUUUCAGCCUAGCACAAUUUUUGUGUGUGUGUGUGAGAAAGAACUCCCAAGUAAAAUUUGCUUUAAAAUACAUUCUAUGAGAAACAGUGGUGGCAAUCCUAUUAAAAACUGAGAUUUUUAACGCAAUAUAGUUUAGUAAUACUGUCUUUCAGGAGCGAAUGUUGCUCAUUGUUCAUAUAGGAGUUGAGGCGGGGGUGGGGUGGGGAAGACUGGUGAAGAUGUACUGUAUGAGAUGCAUGACUAUCAUUGUUGCUUCAUCCUGUAGAACCAGUAUUUCCAGCAGCUAUUACCUACUAGGGAGGAUUCUCAAACUGGCAUGAUUGCACCAGUUCUUUGCUGACUGGCUUGCACUUCUGCCACAGUGCACAUGAUAGGGAUCACUUAUUGAUUCCCCAUCUCUUGAAUUUUGAUUUCAGUCACUGAUACUUGGUUUUCCACUUGCCAGCAUUUGCAAAGCUGACGUAUUCUAGCAUUUAGGCUUCAGGCCAUCUAUGUGCCAGGUUGCAAUACCUUUAGUAAGGGAAAACAACCAGUCAGAAGCUGGUGCUGAAUUGCAGAUUGCUGGCUAAAAUCAGUUCAAGUUCUGCCUCAAAAGUAGACUCAGUACUAUGGCCUUGGGCACAUAAGCAAGCGUAGAACUUUUGUCAGACAAGACUGAUUCUUAAGAUACAAAUUAAGAAAGAUUGCUUCAUAAAAUAUUUCACAAAGCCGCAUCAAUAUACAUGUGUUUUACAAUAUCAACAUACGUAAAACAAAAACUAACCAAAACCACCAGAUUACUGCCUCCAGAAGUUUCCAAUAUGAAUGAGAGAGGGAGGAACAUGAACUGGGAGAAUAGAUUGAAAUGAAAUGUAAAUACAUGUAACACCACAAAUGUCCCUUUUAACUUUAUGUAUUUUGUAUUUUUAUGUUGUGAAGCACCCUAUGAUCUUUGGAUGAAGGGCGGUUUUCAAAUUUAAUAAAUAUUCUUUUGUAUUCUGUUGGAAGCCGCCCAGAGCGGAUGGGCAACUCAGUCACAUGGGCAGGGUACAAGAAAUUAAAAUAACAACAACAACAAUUUAUUCCCUCUAGUUCAUGGGUAGGCAAACUAAGGCCCGGGGGCCGGAUCCGGCCCAAUCGCCUUCUAAAUCCGGCCCACUGGUGGUCCGGGAAUCAGCAUGUUUUUACUAAUAGAAUGUGUGCUUUUAUUUAAAAUGCAUCUCUGGGUUAUUUGUGGGGCAUAGGAAUUCGUUCAUUAUUUCCCCCCCAAAAAUAUGGUCUGGCCCCCCACAAGGUCUGAAGGACAGUGGACUGGCCCCCUGCUGAAAAGGUUUGCUGAGCCCUGCUCUGGUUAUCCUUCUCUCCCUCCUCUCCUUUUGUUGACUCUGGCCAGUGUUGAAAUUUAGACUAAAAUUAUUCAUGUAGGGACCUGCCUUUUUGCUUUUGUUACAUGGUAGAGCACUGCUAUACUGAUAGAGCUAUAUAAAGUAACCAUGAUGAGGAUUUCAACAUUGUCUCCUAGGCAGGGUUGGAGGGGAGAGGGCCAGUGCCACUCCCCUCACAUGCACAUCAACGGUUUCACCAGGGGCCCUCCUUUAUUUUAUCCCAUAUAUGUGAAUGGAAUUAAUUCUUAUGGGGCAAAGUAAAGUCCAGAAAGUCCAAUGAGAGUUCUUAACCAGCUUGCCCUUGCCCAUUACUGGACGUUCUCCAUUUUGACCAGGACUCUUGAGAUCAAGAGUCUCUUGUUCUACUGACUGAGUUAUGUUCCUAGGCUAGAGAAUCAGACUAUAUACAAUAUUGGUCCACACUAAAGCCAAAACACAGGAAGAAAAGGAGUUAAAUGGCAGCAGAAGCUUGUGCAUUUAGAGACAAGAGAACAAUCAGAAGUUUGGGGCUGGAUUAAAUAUUAAGCACAUAAUUAAGGCAUCAAGGGAAGGGAAACACCACAGACAUUUUCCAAUGCCAGAUUUACCAUGGACCAUGUGGUGCAGCUGAAAAUAAACAUUAUUUAUACAAAUAUAGAAAAAGAAACAUUUUCCAUCUUACUGUAGGUUGUUUUAUUUUGAAAAAUAAAAUUGUAUUUUAUGGUUUAAUAUUGUUUAUACAGUUGUACCUUGGAAGUUGAAUGGAAUCCAUUCCGGAAGUCCAUUCAACUUCCAAAAUUUUCGAAAACCAAAUCGUGGCUUCUGAUUGGCUGCAGGAAGCUCCUGCAGCAAAUCAGAAGCUGUGGAAACCCCAUUGGACAUUUGGGUUACAAAAGAAUGUUUGCAAACCGGAACAAUCACUUCCGGGUUUGUGGCAUUCAAGAGCCAAAACAUCUGAGUUCCAGGGUGUUCAGAACCCAAGGUACGACUGUAUUUUGAAAUAGAUAUAUAUAGGGGAACCAAAAUCUUUGAAGUGCUUUGGGCCUCUACAGGUCUUAAUCUGGCCCUGGUGGUGUUGUGUGUAUGUGUUGUUGUUAUUUCCAUCCCCAUCAUUCGGCCCAGACACUGAGGUCCAGCUCCGAGGGCCUUCUGGCGGCUCCCUCACUGCGAGAAGUGAGGUUAAAAAGGGAACCAGGCAGAGGGCCUUCUCGGUAGUGGCACCCACCCUGUGGAAUGCCCUCCCAUCAGAUGUCUAGGAAAUAAACAACUUUCUGACAUUUAGAAGACAUCUGAAGGCAGCCGUUUAGGGAAGUUUUUAAUGUUUUAUCAUGCUAUUAAUAUUCUGUUGGGAGCCGCCCAGAGCGGCUGGGGAAACCCAGCCAGAUGGAUAGGGUAUAAAUAAUAAAAUUAUUGUUGUUGUUUGCAUGCUGCUUUUAACCCAGAGGUCAGCAAGGUUUACCUUGCCUGGGCCGGUUCACUCCAGCGGAGAUCCCUGUGGGCCGGAUUGUGAGCGUGCGCGGCUGCGAUUUCUGGCAUCUGCGUCUGCACAGACACAAUUUUUGGCGUCUGAGCGUGCACAGACAUGGUUUCUGGCACCGCGGUAGCGAGUUGCACCGGUUUAGCGCAGUGCAAGGGGACUUGCCGUGCGGGUGGCUCGGUUUGGGGGUGGCUCGUGGGCCGGUUAAACAACCCCCAUGGGCUGCUUGUGGCCCAUGGGCCUUAGGUUGCCUACCCCUGUUUUACCCCAUGGGUCCUUCCCGCAAACCAGAGCAACAACCCAUUUCAAACUCAAUAAAAAGCAACGCAUCCAAAAGCCAGACCACAAAAAACAGGGGAUAUUAAGUAGGUAAGCUGUCAAGGGAGCCCUUGGGCCACUGAGUCAGCACUGCUGCGGUUUGCAGAACUCUCCAGAGGCUCCAAAACGCGUCCCCAAAAAGGGAAGUCACCAUGACUGUGCGCGUGCGAGGAGGAGCAGGGGGCGAGGAAAGGAGCUGCAACCAGCCAGACAGAACACCAACUACAAAUCCUAUCAGCCCUUCGGCUGGCUGGCGCGCGCGCGCACUCGUGGGGGCGCCCGAACGCGGUCGGCGGCGGCGCAUGCGCGACGUCGCCCGGCUCGUCGGUUGAGCAACGCGGGCCGCGAUUGGCCGCGGCGGCGGCGGCGACGGAGGGAGGCCGAGUGUGUGAGCGCAGUGACGGAAGGAGCGGGGGGCAAAUGGCGGAGAGAUGGUCCAGGGCCCUGUUCAAAGAGCAGCCGCACUAGUAGUAGCAGCAGCGGCGGCGGCGGCGGCGAGAAUCCCGGCGCGGAGGAAGCGGCGGCGCAGCAGCAGCAGCCGGAGGAGGAGGCGGCGGCGGUGGUGGCGGCGGCGCGGCGGCUCCUGCGAGGACGCGAGGCCGGCGCUCUAGCCCGGGCGGCCUGUGAGGAGAGGCGGCCGGAGGAGCCCGAGGCCCCGGGGGCGUCGCCCGAAGGCACCGAGCGAGGGCAGGAAGGAGAGAGCCCGGGAGCCCGGCCGUUGGGAGCGAAGCCGGCGGAGGCCCCGCCACCCCCGUCCCUCUCCACCUACCCCGGCAGGUUUCGUUUCCCCCUCUCCCCUUCCGUUUCUCGGUUGUGGUUGUGCGUUUGUGUGCUCCUCGGCCUCGCUGUGGUAAGUGUGGAGAAUUAGAGAGAGGCCGAGCGAACUCCCGGAGGCCUAUGCCGGGAUCUCCGGCGCUGGGUGAGGAGGCGGCGCCGGCCUGCUUUCUCUUCCUCGCCUUCCCACACGACGGGAAGCCUCGCAAGGCCGCAGAAGGCGAGGCGGCCCCGAGGAUGAAGCCGGGAGGGAAUCCGUAUAUAAAUAUGCGUGUGUACAUAAGAAGAGGGGGAGGGUGGAGGCGCUAACCCUCAAGCCCGGAUGGCCUGCGUUUCUGUGACUAUAAACACCAAGCAAGGGAUCGUCUCUCCCUACCCCCUCCCAAAGCUUAAAAAAUACUCCUCCCCGGUUGCCCCCCAUGGCACGCAUCCGGGAUCGGGGGCUGCAAUCCCGGGCAGGAGGACUCGGUUCCUAGCGGACCGCGGCGCAAGUGACUCCCGAGGAGACGUGCGCGGCGAAUCGGUUCCUGCGACCUGCUUAUUUCGAGGGUCUUAACCCGCCGCCCUGCAUUUCUCCUCUCCCCCCCCUUCCCGUCGCCCCCAAUCGAGAGCCGGGGCGGUUGCGAGCGAGGGGGGCCUUGGGGCGAUCAGGUGGGUCGGAAUCCGAGGCGAGAGAGAGGCGUCGACUCCCGGCGCCGAGGCCUCUUCCGGGGUAAAGGGCUGAGGAGGCGACUUUGGCCUUAUCCUGGAACGGCCCGCUUCGGCUCGGGAUGCUCCCGAUCUCGGGGGGCUGUUGCCCAAAGUACGAACUCCUGCCAAGCUGUCUCGUGCGGUCCAGUAUCCCCCCUCCCCCAGCUCGGACUAGGGCGCGGCUGGGACGCCGCCUCGGGUUCAGAGCCUUCCCACCCAUCCGUUAUUCUUCGUAGGGGCCCCUGUCCCGAAACAGUGGCCGCAGUGGCUCUCUGUUUCCCCGCUUUCCCCUAUGGUCGCGCUGGCGCUGUCUGCUCUCUUGCAAGUUACAUGGGUGGGUGGGGAGCGAGGCGGGAGGACGGUAACAGCCAUGAGAAAACCGGAAGGGAAAUGACGACAGCUUCCAUUAAAUUGGUGUUUUCGUUUGGGAUGACACGGUAUCCUCAUCCUCCCGCCCCUCCAUUGUCGUCAUAAGGCACCAUCGUCGGUGCCUUAAGUUAAAAGGGGGGAGGCCGCCUUUCAUGAUCUGAGAAGCAGUGCAGGAAAAUACAUUAAGGCCCUUGAGGCAGGCUAUCUUUAAAAUGAUUGAUCAGGUGGCUUUCGAUAUAACUUUUUGAACAACCAUAUGAGCGUAGCAUUAAUACUUAAUGAUGUAGUAAACUUUGCACAUUUAUAUUCUGUGAUCUUCUUUUUCACUGUCCCAGCCUUAACUAAUAUCUUAGUGGUCAGCAAAGAAUAUGAAAGGGCUAGGUUGUGAGCUGCAAAGUAAAACUGAAGCACUCUUGGAAGAGUGGAAGGCAGAAAGGAGAAGGUGCUUCAGUUGCAAACAUUUCAAGGCUAGUUUUUUUCAUAGUGUGCUUGAUCUGAUUCAGAACUUUAGAUCAACUUCGGUGUUUUGAACUUAAAUAAUUCCUAGUCUAAUCAAAUGAAAUUUUAGGGUGGGGAUAGAAAACCUGUGGCCCUCCAAACCUUGCUGCGGUACAGCUCUCAUCAUCAUUCACUAUGGGUCUUUGCUGACUUGGGCUCGUGGGAGUUGAGUCCAUCUGGAGGGCUGCAGGUUUCCCCAUCUCCACAGUAAAGUAAAACAAGUUAUUUACCAGGCAAUUUAUGCAAGAUGCUGUUCUAAAAACUGGUGUGUGCGGCUGAAUGUAAUUUGUGCUUUAGCAAGUACAAUUCAAAGUGUUGGUGCUGACCUUUAAAGCCUUAAAUGGCUUUGGCCUAGUAUACCUGAAGGAGCGUCUCCACCUCCAUCAUUCACUGAGGUCCAGGUUUGAGGGCCUUCUGGUGGUUCCCUCACUGCGAGAAGUGAGGUCACAGGGAACCAGCCAGAGGGCCUUCUCGGUAGUGGCACCCACCCUGUGGAAGACCCAUCAGAUGUCAAGGAAAUAAACGACUAUCUGACAUUUAGAAGACAGCCCUGUUUAGGGAAGUUUUUAAUGUCUGAUGUUUUAUCGCUUUAUGAUUAUCAUCAUCAUUAAUUUUGUUGGGAGCCGCCCAGAGUGGCUGGGGAAACCCAGCCAGAUGGGCAGGGUAUAAAUUAUUAUUAUUAAUAUUAUUAUUAUUAACAUUAUUAUUAACCACCCCUAUAGCAUAAGUUGACAAGUUGCACCAGUGUAUCGAUAUUGAUACUGGGCGAGACCAAUACAGGUCAUAUUUGAAUUGCCCCUUUCACCAGCAUUUUCUAGUACAGUAUGUAUGCAUAAAUCAUUUGAUGGUCUAGUAAUAAAUCUACCCUGGUUUAAUAAAAUAUUCCACAUAUUUCAAAUAGCAACUUUAAAAAGCUUGAAGAAUUAAAAUGACAAUAGGGUUUUAAAAAGAAACAAAUCUCAUGAUAAGGGCAACAGCGUUUCUAAAACAAUCUUGUAGUCUUGUGGGCGUAAGGAUACCUAUGUUUGAGAGGAUGAGAUCCACAGCCUUAGGGUAUUCCUGAACAAUGUACGAUACAUGGAAUAUCAGGAUUUUAGUUGUUAGGGAUGCUUUUCAUGGCUUGAUAACAAAUCAAUCAAUACAUUAUACUUUCUUUUGUCUACUGUAUUACCUUCUAAAGAACUGUUCUAGGCAAUUUGAAUCUGUGGCUGUUUUUGCAAACACUGACUUAGUUGUGUGUGGGUCUGUAGGGAAUUAUGUGCUUUGAUUGAGAUGGGACCAUGGGUGUAGCUGGGGGGGGGGGGACAGCUGCUCCCCCCAAUCAACAAAAAUCAAUAAAAAUACUUAACUAACUGAGGUUCUGACCCCCCUAACAAAAAUCCUGGCUACACCCAUGAAUGGGACAUAAACCGAAAGAAAGGUUGCCACAGUUGCUACCUUAUAGGCAGAAAUAAAAUAAAAUACUGAAAAUAACAUUAAUCUACUUAAUAUGUAUGUAUGCAAAAUGGGAUUAACAGUUAAUAGAUUUUUUUUGCAGUUUUCUCUUGUACAAGCUUUGUGUCUUGAAUUUUGUGUGUUGAAAUACUUACCUGGUAUAUUGAAACAUCAGCUUUUUUCUCUUUAGCAGAAUGUUUGUCUUCUAUGCUGAUAAGAAACUCUUUCCCCCACUCAAAAUAUUGAGAUUUCGGAUGUUUUGUUUUUGAAAUUUCAGUAGGAUGCACUGUGGUCACAGUCAGUAGUUUUAUCAUCUGUUAGGAGGUUCAGGAAUGUUUAUUAAAACAAUAUAGCUGGUGUCCCAAGUUCUUAGGAAAACUACAAAGAGACUCACUGUUAAGAUAAGAGCCCCAAAUAGUGUUUUGAUUCCAUAUCAUGGUUGAAGCAUGGGCCAUUUACUGCUAAGAGGAGAGCUAAUAUUAUGGCUGUGGUUUAAACCACAAGGAGAACAGGCUGUGCUGUCAUUGAUGAUUAAAGCUGUUUAUGGUUGUAGCAUCAGAGUCAUGGAGUGAGCCACUGGUGUUAAUCAUUUUAGAAGCAGCAGCCCCCCAAAGUGUUGUGGUCAGAGGCAGAAGCCUGUACCCAUAACCUAUGAGCUAUGUCCCCUUCCCCCAACUCCCAUGGUUUAACUCCAUAAAUUUAAAGCAUUCUUGCCCUGUUCAUCAACCAAAAAGCUUCCCAGGACAGCUUGUAGAUAAUCUUUUUAAAAAAGUAGUCUCUGACCUCAUGACGCACAAGGCAAAAGUGUUGAGGAGGGAAGAUGGAAACUAGCAAGCACAAGAACCGCUUCUUGAUGUUGUUGGGUUCUUAUAACAAGCAGCUUAGAUGGCAACAGUUCAGUGAGAGAAGAAGCCUAAAACAUCUGCAGAGCUGGUGGAGUGGUCCUGCUUCCCUUCUGCCUCAGCUGCAGUCUGAUGGAAUAGUAAAGGCCAAAUUUUCUACCUUGGGUAGAAAAUUUGCCUUUAAGGCUUGAUGCGAAUACUUUCUAAUAUGAAUGGCAUGUCAUCAGUAGUAUAAAAACAAACAAGAUCAUGUAAACAAUUGAAAGGGAGCUUAACUAUGCAUCCCCCCAACGUCAGGUGCAGUCUGUGAAUGUAGUGUGAAAAAUAUUUUAAGAUGACGAACUUAAUUUUUUAUCCAUAACUUGUGUUAUUUUAGGUUGGCGGCAGCUAAACCAGUGGCCCGCCAGAGGUUCUGAAUUACAAUUCCCAUCAUUCCUGAUGGGUCUGAUGGAAGCUAUAGUUCAGUAAUGUCUGAAAGGUCACAGGUUAGACAGCCCUGCUUUAGCUGAUAUUCUGUAAAAGUGCCAUGAGUUUUGUUUCUUGUAAUUAUUCUUUAUUUGAAAGAUUCUUCUGUGUGUAACUCUUAAUGUAAUAAAAUGUAGUAAAAAUUGUAUUCUAAAAGAUACUCAUUUUUUUAUUUCUACAGAGAAUAUGAAACAGUUGUCAAAAUGACAUCCAGAUUUGGGAAGACGUAUAGCAGGAAAGGGGGCAAUGGCAGUUCAAAAUUUGAUGAAGUUUUUUCCAACAAACGGACUACUCUUAGUACAAAAUGGGGAGAAACUACCUUUAUGGCCAAGCUAGGACAGAAGAGGCCCAACAUCAAGCCAGACAUUUCUGAAAUUCCUAAGAAACCCAAAAUAGAAGAGGAAGCAAUAGAAGACCCAUUUGGAUUUGACAGUGAUGAAGAAUCCCUGCCAGUAUCUUCAAAGAAUGUGUCACAAGCUAAAGGUUCUUCUCAGUUGGAGUCAGUCGAACCAUCUCAGUCUGGCGACUUCUCUUCUGUACUUGAAUCUAAUAGCAAAAUUACUCAGUCAAUCAGUGAAGAUAUUUUGUCCAGCAAAUGUGUGUCUUUCGAGAAUGCUGUUCAUGGAUUAAAAGAGAAGAACUCAAACAGAAAUAUGGAGGAUGGUGACCUCAAAAGCAGCAGUGUUAACACUGUAAUAGCAGGUAAGCUUGGAUAAUACAGUUAAUUUCAGAGUUAACAACUAAAGUCAGCCAUGCAAGUUGGCCACUCUUUUGACCAAAUAAUGUUUUCUUUCAGAUUCAGAUGCUUAUCAAAUCCUCUACUUUAAUUGUUCCAUGGCAUGGGCUUAUGCGUAGGGAUUUCUGGUUGUGAGAGAUGAAGUUUCAUAAACUUCACAUAUUUGCAAAUUGGAACGUUUAAUAAAUUUGUGCUCACUUUAGCUGCAAGUUGAAAGUCAGGGAAGCAAGGAAUUGGUUGAGGGAUCUUCUGGAGCACAUUUUGGAGGUGUGCAGUGCAGAAGAGGGAAAUGUGAAUCCGCACCUAGUAUGAGUGGAAGUUGCCCAAACAACGAUGGAUUCUUCCCUUUACAGUGGCUCUGCCAACUUAUGUAUGGUUAAGUAGUGUAUUAGCUUUUAAGAUUAAAACAACUUAUAUGAAAAGUGCAGUUUGGUUGCUUUUGUUCUUUCCUUUAUUAUUUUUAAGGCACCUCUAUAGUGAUGUAGAAAUGUCAAGAUCUCUGCAGAAAUGUCAAAAUAUCUACUUUGUAUAUUAGAGAAGUAAGAAAAACAGAAAUAUGAUUGAAACUAGGGCUGAUAUUUUUUAGCCAUUUGUGGAUGAAGUGAAAAAUCUAAAAUUGGAGUGGAGCAGAAGAAAUGUCCUGGGAGGGGGCAGUUGCAGUUGCAGAAGUUUGGCUUUUUGCUUGGCACAUACCCCCAGGACUCUCCAAUAUCUCGCUUACGGGUGAGGCUGCAGAGAUCCUGGAGAGUAGUGCAAGGCUUAAAAAUAGUUUUAAAAGAACAGCACUUGAAUGCCACUUAAUGUUACAUUAAGUGGCAAGCCAAUGACCAACCCCCCAUAACUCCCAUAAACAUUUUAAUGAACUUAUUUUGCCCUGUCAGGUGACAAGCCCCGUCCUGCUGUUGUGAGGAAAAAACAGAUUUGUAAAACUAGAGGUAGAAUGCUACUGAAACAGGGUUCUGUUUUUGCUGUCUUAUUGGUAACAUGCAGAGCAGGGACUUAAGUAUCCUCCCUACAAAAUAGAACAUGUAAAUCACUUCCUAUGAGAUCAGGGGGUCUGCACUUUGUAUGUUACUGCAGAAGCAAGGAAAGCACAAAACUGACUUGCUUGUGCUUCUCUUUUGCUCACUUGGCAUAAUGUGCAACUGGUUUUGCAUUUUAUACAUAGCUGUAAGGGGAGGCUUGUGGUGUAAUUACCUGUAUUUUAAUGUUACUAGUUUCUGAAAAUGUGUCUAAAAGUUGGAUAAAAGACCUAAGGUAUAACAGGAGGUGAGGUUCAUUUGAAAAUCAUGGAGCAAUAAUACUCAUUAGCAAAAUCCACCUGCUCAAGAAUUGAAGAAAAACAGAUCAUGUUUACCAGAAAUCUCUGGUGUGCUCAAAUUAAAUCCCACAGAGUAAUACUCAUCUGGAUUCCUGAAAUACUUGAUAAAACAACAAGUGUUCAUUCACUAAGCAUGUGCCUGCAUAGAUAAUCAAAUUAAGGUAGUAUACACAUAUAUUAUAUGAUUACAGUAUAUGAUCUCUAAAUCUGAUCACAUAAGCUGUGAUCCAGGAAAUUACUACAUUUGUUACUUUGCUAAAUGCAUAGUUGGGCACUCGAAGUCUGGCAUCUCACAAAAUGUCGCCUCCUCAGCAGCUUAAAUUUCAGACAGAGAGUUAUGGAAUGUUUUAAGUUAGUAGGGUUCUACUGUGCUCUUAUGUCCAAGACUGAAGAUUCUAAUUCAUUUUUAAAAGUGGGCCACUUGCUUGACUGUCAAUUUGGCAUUGUUUGCAUGUCAUCCUAAACCAUAAUUUAGUAGAAACAAAUCACAAUGAGCUUGCUUCCCCUCACCAUACUCUUGUCCAGCCUAGAGGAGAAAUACAGAAGAUUUCACUUAACAUGUUCAAUUGUUGGACGCUGGACCAACAAACUUGCUUAGCUAUGAUUAGUUUCAAACAAGUCACCUUCACACAGUUAUUGAAGCAGGUUUGUUUCUACUAAACAUAGUUAAGAUUGAUGACAGUUCUGGAUCCAGAUGGCAUGGCAAGCUCUGGUUAAUCAAAGCUUGAAACAAACACUUCUGAACUCCUUCCGGAGUCCAGACACAUGGGAGGAAAAGAGAGGGAAGUAAAUAAGCUUGCAGUUUGUUGUUGCUUGUUUCUUCUAAUUCAUAUUGAACUGAGCUUUGGUUUAGCAUGAUGCAGAAAUGCAGCCGCUAUGUAUACAGUUUUUUUUGAUAGGAAUGUGAGUUAUGAUUAGAGAUGUUGUAAUCAAUCUGACGAUGAGAUGCACAGUAAUCAUAAUGAUUUAUGUAGCUUUUGUAAAUGUUGCCUCCUCCAAUUGAUAGUACAAGCUAAUAGCUCUUGCAGCUACAAAGCCAAAAACACAAAAUCUAGAACACGUUGCCUAACUUUUGAUCAGCCCCAGACUCCAUGGCCAUUGGCCAGAGAUGAUGAGAGUUGUCCAUAAGCACCUGGAGAGGCACAGCUUAGAUAUCUCUGAUCUAUAGAACCAGCAGAACCUCUUUAUAUUUCAGAGAGAUCUUGUGUUCAGAAGUGCUAGGAUGAUUUUUAUGUGCAUAGUGAGGAGGGUUUGAUCUUGCCUUCUGGCUUUCUUGAUAACACUCUGGUGUGUGCAAUCAUGAGUAGUAGUUGGGAGGAGGUUGCUUAAUGUUUGCCUCCUGAUAGAAGCUUGAGCUCUGCUAAUGAAAUGCCAUACUAAUGGAAAGCUUUUGUACUAUUACACAUAUGAUCUUCCAUGCUUUUCCCCUCUCCAGAGCUGGAUGAGUUUAUGAACAACAGCUGAUUGAAGGAGUUUGCUUUCCUUAUGCAGGUGAAAUGAAAGUAUGUAGGUGCCAUGCCAAAUUAAGAGGGAUGAAGGACAAUCUGUGUAGGGCUAUCCUUUCCCCCCUGCUGUAGCUGCAGACUUUGACUGUCAGGUACUAAGUGUCACAUCCCUUUUUUGAGUAUAAACUAUUCUUUCAUGAGUAGUGCAUGUCCUUUGGUAGUUAGUGCCUGUUUUAACCAGAACUUUACAAAUGUAGUCUGAGACAACUCUUUACGGGCACAUGUUCUAACUCUGUUCCUUUUUGACUUGAAUUCCUCAAAAACCCUGUAAUGGUUCUGUUUGGUCACUUUGGAAAACUUAUCUUGAUGAUACAGUUGGGAGUUUGCUUAAAGGAUGGUUAUAUUAUCUUUUCUGCCCUUUACAAGUAGUAAUACAGCAGAUACAUGCAUAGUGGUGCCAGUUUCCCCUAAUUCAUUUUAUGAUUCUAAUUUAUAGUCCUAUAAAAUCAUGAUAUUCCUUGAAGCCUCCCUUUCCUAUUAAAUAUCAUUUAUUAUCUGUAUAAAACACAAGCUUGUCCUGGUAAGGAUGUGGUUAAAGGGAACAUCUGUUGGAAGGAUUCUAGAUAAGAAGGCUGUGGAAAGGUUACAUAAAGAUUAGAGCAACAGCUCAAGCAGCAAAGAAGCAAUUUUGGUAAACGUGGUAGGAAAUAGUCAAAGGACAAAGCAGAAGUAGCAAGCUAAAUUCUGUUGUCAACAGCAUUCAUCCUUAAAGAGCUCUACUGUUGAAUUCAUGAGAAUUGACAUUGCAUUUCUGCUUUAGAGCACAAGCAGUGCGGAGAGUUUUGUUUGAUUACCACUGUUGGUAGAAGUUGUAGUGAAGCUUCACUUUAACUGUUUGUGAUCUUGAAAUAUUUUAGACACUUGGCUAAAAUAAUUUAUCAGUAAGUAUGUUCUGAAAGCUUCAUACUACACUUGUUGACUUGGAAUGUUUUGAAGCCUAUAUGUGAGGGUGGAAUAGUUGGAGAUUUGUGAGGAAAGUAGGGUUAUCUGCGGCUUAUAUUCACAAACAAAAAUUGGCUUGGAGCAGGCUUGUCCCCGGAUGUUGCCUGGUUUUGGCUGGGCUGGCUCCCAAGAUGGCGGCGCAGCAAGGGGGGUCCCUGAGAGGGAGCCAGAAGGUGGCAAGGAGGAGAAGGAAGGAAGGAAGGAGCACAGACAAGACAGCGAGCGGGGUCUGCUAAGAGGAGGAACAGGAGAUAUAGCCGGUGUGCUGGGACUGGCACUAGCCCGAGGUGCUGCCUGGCUUUAGCCCGCUGAGGGGCAUGUGAGUCCCACCAGCCUCCGCCUCUCUCUGCCCAUCCCGUCAGGGGCUAUGGUGGUGCUGACCCUCUGGAAGCACUGCUGCCGGCGACGGAGUGAAAGCGCUGUCCCCUUGGCCCCCACUCCUCCUUGGGUAUGGUCUUUUCCCCCCUUUAAUUUUAAAGGUGCGGCUUAUAUCCGGGUGCAGCUUAUAUUCAGAACAAUAUGGUACUGUACAAACUGAUUUCAACAAAUUAGACUUUCUCAUCUCCAAAAGUACGAUGCACUUCAUUGGGGAGAUCAUUUGAAAGUUUUGGAACUGACACUGAAAAAGCUCUGAUAUAGACCCUUUUACUUCUGACCUCAUCACUUGUAGGAAUCACCACGAAAGCCGCUUUAGCUGAUUUUAAACCAGGACAGGUUGGUUUGGGAAAGACAUUCUCUAAGAUAUUUGGGUCCCAGGCUAUUCAGGACAACAUAAGCACUUUGAAUUCAGCUCAAAACUUGCAAAACAUGUAGUUGUUUACUAGAGGCGAGUGACCAUUCAUCAGUUUGAAGAAGUGUUAUUUGAAUUGGUACAAAUAAAGAAUCAAAUAAAGAUUGCCAAAGACAGUAAAACAGUAUGCUAAUUACAACAUAAGGAAAGCAUGGUUACCAUACACACUGCAGAAGCAGGCCUUUUGAAAAAGCAGAAUCCAGUCUUUUAAGUAGUGCACAUACAAUUCUCUCACCUCAUGCUUUAUGUUAUUCAUGAGGAUCUGUAUUAGAGAAGGAGAGUAGGCACAUAAUACAGGCAACAUCUGGUGACUGAUGCUAGUCUUCAGCACAAUGGGCUGGGCUAGUCCCCAGUGGUUGUGCCACCUUACACCAUCCCUCCCCACCAUGCCUGUUCACUCUAGCAGCAGCAGAAGCUCCCUAUUACGUGUAAGUGGGCAGUAUUCCUUCCCCAAUGGCUUCAUCCCUGGCAGAGGUAGGUUUCCUCUGGAAAGCCGCCUGCUAUCAGCAUGGGCAAGGAGCAUAGCCAAUAGCAGGACUGAUUCGAGAUUUCUCAUGACAUUUUUGUCUCCCUUUAGUAGAGGAGCAUGGCUGAUGGAGGCAGCCGACCUUGUAUUGCCCACCAGCAGAAAGUUCUUUUCCUGGACUCAAGUGUAGGUAAUGGCAGGCUUGGUUCUGCAAGUUCCAUCAUAAAGAUGGUAAUGUGUAAUUCAGCUGCAAGUUUUAAUGAGAUGAGCUUGGCACAUAUUUUAAGAUUAUAUGGCAGAGAAACAUGGCAGGCUGUCAGGGCAGUACUCCAUUCUUCCUUUGGCAGCCUGCUCAUUUGCCUGGAUGAUUUUUGUUGUUGCCAGUGGUGACUAGGUGAGUAGUUAAAAAGCAAGUCUAAAAAUAAGACUAAACGAUAAAACAAUAGGGAACGAAACUUUGUUUGCAACCUUAAAGCCUCUAAAAAAAGCAAAGUGUGUGACCUGAUACUUAAAAUUCAACAAGGCAAACUUCUUCCAGAAGGAAAUUCCACAAGCUAGGUUUUAUUUGAGGACUUUUCCCUUCACUUCUCUACCUUCACAAAAGAGAACAGUGUAAAUUGAACAUGAAUGGUCUAUGAUUUUGCUGAUUUCUCUGACCGUUUCAACUGACAGAUGCAGACUUGAAUUCAGUUAUGUGAAAAUAUAAAUAGAAGAUAUUUCUGGUCAUGGGGUGGGAUGGUGGUGUCCAGCCUACCCAUGUCAUCUUCAGAAGUGACUUUUCACAGCAUAUGGGGCAUUUAGCAGAAGAGAGGAGUAAAGCAGGAAAAACCCACUUAUAUUUCUAGUUGUUUUCGUGGGUCAGAGCCAUAGGCAAAAAAAGGGACCGAUGGUUUAUGAGAAAUGUAACAAAAGCAAAACUGGAGAGAAUAGAUAAAACUGUUAGCAGUCUUUUAGGUCUUGUGGGGGUAGGAGAAUAACUGCUUAUCUUUAUCAAACUGUUUCUACUAUCCUUCUAUUAUAUCUAGUUGGCUUCAUUGUGUGGAUUUUCUGCAGGAAUAAACUUGAUGAGUGUUGCAAAUACCUUAGUUUACAGUGGCUAGGAAAGAAGUCAGAAGGCCACAUAUAAUGGGCUCAUUAGGUGUAGUUAAAGCACUGCUAAUACAUUGACUUUAUGCUUAUUAACUUAAUAGCCUUCACAACAGUCCUGUGAAGCAGGCCAUUGUUCCUGCAAACAUUGUUAAAAAUGUUAAGUGAGGUUGAGUGAGUAGAAAGUGACCUGUUGGAAUCACCUCUACAAUGCAUCAUGGCUGAGCAGAGAUUUGAACCUAGGCAUUUAAAGAUUUCAAUGCAGUACCUGACGUAGUGAACCAAUGCCAAGGACAUGGGUUCAGUUCCCAUAGGGCCACCUCCAUAUUCCAGCAUUGCAGGGGGUUGGAAUAGAACACCUUUGGGAGUCCAUUCCAACUCUAUAAUUUUAUGACAGUAACUGCAGUUACUUCCUUUUAUGCAAAUUUUAAUUGGUUUACAGGAACAAGAAAGCUUCUAGUGUAUUCAGUGAAUAAGCUGCGCUUAAUAUUGGAAGAUUGAAUACAGAAAUUUCUAGUACGCAGCUAAUGAAAUGUUAAACUGUUUGUACAUCACUUUAUAAUUUAUUUUGCGACCUUCUGACUAAAUGUAGUAACUUGAUCUGACCUGCCAUUCCAACAUUGCUCUUUAUAGGUUUUGGUCUAUGUUUAGUACUAUCCCAAACAGUGUUAACAUGGCUUGGUCAAAGGAUCUGUAACUUGAAUUCAGUUAGAGUUGUGAAUGUGGCUGAGGCUGGUCCAUAGCAAUCCUGUCUUGAGUUUACAUUGAGGCAUGGUACUGUACUGGGUAACCCGGGUGGAGUGUAAUGAAAGUGGGUGGAGUGGCAGCUUUAGUCAGCAAACUCCAGACAUGUUAUGUGAAUGCUGGUUUGGUUUUGCUGCAGAAGAAAAACUGCAGCUAUGGAGCGACUCUUUCCUCCACCUGGGUGGAGAUAUGCUCUGUACCCAGGCCUGAUUAUUGUCUCGGGUCACUAAAAAACAGAGGGUAAUAUUGUAGUGAACCUAGUAGUAACAAAUAACUGUCUUGUUAAUGUUUCCCAACUGGGAAAUUGCUGUUUGUUGAAUAUUUCUCUAUUUCUUUGUAAAGUAUAAAUAAAAUGCAGUUAAACUUAAAAUAUAAGCUAUAUUUAAUUAUUGCUAUUUGUUUUAUAGAUACAGUACAGACUUUUAACGACAGUGAGAACAGUCACUUCAUCUACAAGAAUGUUGAAGACAAUAAUAUAAUUAAUGCUCAAACAGCAGAAAUCUCUGGGUACAAUAUUGAAAUGAAGGAAUCUCAUGAUUCUUGGGACUCCCAUAUCGGGAAGAGAGACUCUCCAUCAGAAGUGUCACUUACAAAGGAAUCAUUAGUGACUGGCUUAUAUGAAUGGGAAGAUGAGAAUGAGGAUACCCGAAGAGGAGAAUAUAUGUUGGGUUUUGAUGAUGAACCACUUUCAGAGAUAAAAAACAAGGAUGAAUAUCUGGUUAAAGAAGAUAUGGAAAGUCCAAAGGAAACCAUUAGCGAAGAACUGAUGCAAACUGUUCUCAGGCCAAGUAAUUGUCGGACAUACUGUAGAUCCAACAAAACAAAAUCACAGGGGACAACAAAUUUUGAUAAGCUACUGGAUGGCACUCUUCAACCUUUAGCCAAAGCAAACAGUGAUUCAAAUACUGAUGGUGUGAACCCAGUGAAAAAAGUUGCUUUAAGUAGUGGGACCAGUUUUAGAGGGACUGGAAGGACUAGAGACUACACUGUUCUCCAUCCAUCAUGUUUGUCGGUUUGUAAUGUUACUAUACAGGACACUAUGGAUCGUAUUGAUGAGUAUGCCACAUCUACACCUACUGAUUUGGGAGAAGCAGGACGUCUGAGAAAGAAAGCCGACAUGGCAACAACCAAGACAACAACUAGAUUUCGACCUAGCAAUACCAAAUCCAAAAAAGAUGUCAAAUUAGAAUUCUUUGGGUUUGAUGACAAUGAUGAAGGAGGGGGUGGUGAAGGCGGCUCUAGAACAUCUGGAAGCUCAAAUUACAAAAUUAAAUACUUUGGUUUUGAUGACUUGAGUGAAAGUGAAGAUGACGAUGAAGAGCGGCCGUUAGAAAGAAAAGUCAAUAAAAAAAGAAACCGGGCAGCUCCAUCCUCUUCACUUCAGUCCAGUUCUGAUGGAAGUGAGAACUAUUCACAAGACAGUCAGUCAAGCACUAACCCAGGUAACAUUAGUUUGUUGCUCUUGUUUCACAGUUUAAUAGCUACAAUUUGAUAGUUAAUAAUUUGGUGCAUUAAGCCAAGAGUGGAAAUCUGAAUCUUUCUCUCUCUUUCUUCCCCCCUCCCUCUUUCUGGCCCCCACAUUUUGCAUGUCAGCUUCAGGGCUUCUGACCUGGUUAAUUCAAAGCAGUUUUCUGUUGCAGUUGAAUUGAGAAACUGUGGCUUCAUCUUUGUGUAGUCAACAAGGUCUGAUCUUGUUUCACAGAAAUUCCAGGGAAGUCUCAUCAAAAUAUUAGGAAAUUGAUGUGAUUUUUAUUGUAGUAUGUGUUAGACUGUCUUUGAAAACAACAAAAAAUAAUUGAACUUAGUGAUGGCAUUGUGCCUUUCUGAUAAAAAUCAAGUUACUGAUCUUUAUUUUUGGUAUGGAUUGGUAAAUAUGCAGACUGAAGAUCUGAAUAAUCAAGACCUCUUUCCUUUAUUUACAUAUGCUUUUAAACAUUCAAGGUGUUGAGUUACAUUAAUUUUGAGUGUGUGGAAGUAUAUGAGGUUAUAAAUCUUCAGGUACCCAGACCUAGGAUAGAAAGCUGAUGAAGACCACAUCCUCCAGUAAUUGUUUGAUAACUGUAGUCCUGUGAAAUAAAUGGAAGCAGUUGCUGUAGUUUUAUUCAUUGACUACAGAGUCUCCCAAAACUAAACUGGGCCAUUGAAGUACAACCCAUGAAAUGCUUGAUCAGCAAGGCAGACAAGAUAAACUGGUUAAUCAUUGUAGUGAUGGUCGCUUUAGCCAAAACAAACAUGAAUUAAUCACAGAGUAGAAGAGACUUGAGGAGAGUGACAGAUUAUGAACCAGCUACUUCAAAGAUGACUGUGUUUCCUGUAAACAUUUCAAAAUGAAGUCUUCUGUCUCUUAUUGGUUCUGCAGCAUAGUCUAAAAAUAUCAAGGCUAGAAUGGAUCUCCUCCCAACAGAUAACUCUCAUAUCUUCCUUACUCUGCCAUGUUAAACAUUGCAGCAAUUUGUUGCAUUAAAGACUGCUUGCAUGAUGUUCCUUUGCCAUAGAUAGGUAAUUGGAUUCUGUCAAAGAGAACGUGAACUCUGUUCUUAUUUGGGUAGCUAAAGGAUAAUAUUUGUAAAGUCCUCACUUAUUUGUAUGCUCCUCUUCCGAAAAAGCUGGUCUCAAGUGUCUUCCCCCCAAAAACCAGUCCUGAAAUAUGCACCUCUCUUUUUCUUGGAGGUGGUGGUUCAUGCUUAUAAAGCCAAAAUAUUCCCUCUUCCUUUUCAGUGAAACGCCAUAUAAAAGCAGAUUUUAUUUAUAAAAGAAAAUGAUAUGAGUGCUGUUAUUCUUGGAAGGAAGUAAGAAUUCACACAGUAGUCAACUAGAGGAUUUAAAUAUUCCUGAAAGUGCUUUAAAAUGGUGAACUUGCUAACAGAAUUUUGUGUCUUAAUGGUCAAGUAGGUGGGUUGCUGUUGAGUCUAAUUGAACUGUCAAAUGAGAUGGCCAAAUAUUCUAUGAAGUAUAGUGUUGUGUAAGUGGGAGCCUCCAUUUUCAGAUGUAUUACAAGGUUGCUUGCUAGCAAUGGCAGGAAUGAGGCCCUUUGCUCUCCACUAUUGUAGGUGCCAACCUUUCUUCUUAGGUAGGUGGGGCCUUGCAACUUUCCUCAGAUUGUUCCUUCUCACUGUUCUUCCAUUUAAGCCACAUAGAUUAUAUACAGCCGUACCUUGGAAGUUGAAUGGAAUCCAUUUCAGAAGUCCAUUUGACUUCCAAAAUGUUUGAAAACCAAAUCGUGACCUCUGAUUGGCUGCAGGAAACGCAUGCAGCCAAUCAGAAACCCAGUCAGAUGUUCAGGUUCCAAAAGAACAUUCACAAACCGGAACAAUCACUUCCGGGUUUGCGGCGUUUGGGAGCCAAAAUGUCAGAGUUCCAGGGUGUUUGGGAUCCAAGCUACGACUAAUUUCUUUCAAGCUUCAUGUUCCUGUAGGCAUCUUUCAGCAGGAACCCACAGACCACACAAACAGCCACAGAAUUGCUACAGAAUUUAUUGUAUUUGAUGUGGUGAGCAAUGUCCCCCUUGUGACCUGGGGUGGUGCUCUGUAAAUCUUCUGUAAAAGAAUGGUGGCUUUCAGAAGACUACCAUAUUUGUAACUUGCAACAAAUUCAGUUUUUGUUACUGAUCUAAUUAAUGUGCUUUAAUUUGACCAAUGCACAGCCAGUCAGUUUGACAAACCCAGGAUCGAGGCUGGCAUGACUGACUGCUUGUGUUUGCACAUGAGUAUCAUUUUAACCUCCACCUUCCAAGCAACAGUGCCCUGCACCUGGAAAAGCCCAGUUGCAAGUUCUAGACCCUCCAGAGCAACAUGUAGUAAAAUAUGAAGGGUUACCAUUGAAGGGAUUUUUGCCCAUUUGCACCACCCCCAAAUGCAAGCCUUCUGCUUGGCCCAGAGGAACAGUAUUUUCCCCCUAGAGGUUGUUAAAUGUCAACCCUGUGCUAAACGUUUGAUCCCUAAAUGUUAAGUUAGUUUUCUAGCUAAAGAUUUAAGUUAUUGCAGAUUUAAGUUAAUGCAUGAUUCGAAAAUCUGCCAAAGAAUCUGUGUUGGUGUGGAUGUUAAAAAGGAAUGAUGGAAUUAAAGAGGUGGAUAACUUGGAGAGAAUGCAGUGAAAUGGGAUUCAUUGUUGGUUUGUAUGUGAAAGUGUUGCUUUAAAACCAUGUAACCCUAACCAUGAAUAGAAUAAUGUUUAGUAGGCACAUCAAAAUAGCUGAACACCCAAGAGCCUGGCUCACUUGCACAUGUUCAUGACUGCAGUAUCAAAUAACUACUUCCAUGCUUUUGAAUGGAACUACACAGAUAAAAAGCUCUUCCAGAUUGUCCCCAAUGUAAUAAUAAUUUAUUGAACUGGUUUUAAUACCUGAAAUGGGAGCAAUUAAUUUCACUACGGGAGGUUUUUCAGCAGGCCUCGUGAGUUUAUUUUCUUUCUGUUGUGUGUAGUUUAAUUAUAUGUUGUGCUGUAUGUUCUUGAUGAGUUGAUAACUUUCAGCUUUCAUGUUCAGAUUUCAGAUUUCAUGUUCAUGUGAUUAUUCUUAAGCUAUGCUUUAUUUAACAUAGAAUGUGCAUUUGAAACUCUUAUUCCUUCCACAAUAGAGUGGAACAGGCCCUACCUGUUUUCCUUAAUCCUUUGGGAGGGGGAAAUUUUAUAUAUUCAACUAGAGUUUUCAUCUGAAUUCCACUGUUCCCUUUAUAAAAUGUAUAAUAGCCUCCUGUGAUAUUUAUGUCAAAAGGAGAAGGCUGCUGAGAGACUUUUCCUCCUAAUGUAACACUAAUGUCUCAACAAAUGAAACUGAUCUGUAGAAAAUGUAACUUGAAAAAAGAGACAUUGCACAUACUUUUGUAAACCAAGAAAUCUUUAAUAAAAAUAUGUUUGUUUGUUUGUUUUUAAAAAGGAGUAGGCUGCACAUUUUGUAACAGAUAGCAUACACACAUUUUUGUGAUAAACAAACAAAUGACACUUCCCCUGAUACAAACUUGAAAAAUUACAACUCCUUGUCUUACUCUUAUCCUGGCAGAGCUAUUGGAGUUUCCAGAAGAUGCAUCCAGUGUUCCUGAAAGCAAUAAGAAAUCCAUAAAUCCACAAGGUGAUAAGUCUAAGGAAAACACACGGAAGAUAUUUAGUGGACCAAAGAGGGUAAGUAGUACCAAUGAAAUGAGACUGUCAUGGUUUUAGCAGUACUUUUGCUUAAGAGACAGUCCCAGAGCCUAGUAGUUCAUAAUGCAUGUUUCCAAGAACGAAUGCAUAUAUGGAAAAUAUAAUAGGAUGAAAAACCCAUCUGGAUUUUAUAGCAUGCUAGUAUCGUGCUGGUUGCUCCUCAGGUCCUUUACUUCCUUUAUUUCUCAUAUAUCUUGAUAGAAAACAAUUCACAACAGGUAUCCACCAUUUGUUCACCAGAGGUGAAUGUUACUGGGCUCUCUGUUUGCUGCUUGUUGUCCUGUUCACCAGAUAUCCUUCCUGGGGCUCUCAUUUGAACAUAAGAAGUGCUGUUUUGAAGAGAGACUUUAUUUUUUCUGUACUCCAGCUCAAAUGAGAGAAGAUUGCAUAUCCGUCCCAAAACCUCCCCAGCUCUCUGGAAUAUGGAGAGGCCAUUGAUUGUGGCAAUUGAUUGUGGCAACAAAUAAUGGCUCGCUAAUAAACAGAGUCAAGAGUUGUAGGCCCAUGACUAGUGAACUAAAAUGCAGAUUCCUUUAGGAGAUGAAUAAUGUGAAAUAUUUGUUUAUUCCACACCCCCAUGACUAUGUUAACUGAUAGAAAAUCUUGAAUUUGAGACAAAUAUAUACACCUUCUAAAGCUUAGUUUUGCACAUAAUGUCAUGGUGAUAAGUUCUGUUCUGAUGUUCUUAGAAUUUAAGGGAGUAAAGCACUGUCAUGUCAGUGUUAAUGUUCAAAACUCCCGUGAAAUGUUUUGUGGAAGACAAAACAUGAUGUAAAAUAAAUCUCAUAGAGGAUUUGAAAUCGGUGUUCUUAUAAAUAGCUGGUUAGGUUCUAAAUGAAUAUUCCAACUGUUUUGUUUUGCAGUCACCAACAAAAGCUGUAUACAAUGCUAGACAUUGGAAUCAACCAGAAUCUGAGACUCUUCCGACAUCACAGGUGUUGAAAAAUCCAAGUGUCCCUGUGAGUAAGGGGAUCUUGUUUUCCCUCUGCCAACCCUCCCAGUGCUUAAACACUAAACUUAGAGAUGAUUCAUCUACACCAGGAGAAGUAGCCUGAGAAAUGGCUUAAAAUUAUAGUAGUAUACAUCAAGGUAGUGUUGCAGACACUGCUGGAUAUUAAGGUUAAAAAAAACCUAGCAUAUUCCAUGGUUGUGUCAUGCCUUUAGUAUGACAAUGGUUAUGAAUUUAACCAGGAAUAGUAAUGAUAUUUUAACUACCUGUUCUUAGAUUGCAAAGAAUAUGUUGUCCAUUGACAUUAGUUUCUUACAUUUAGGCUACUCUUUUGUACGUGGCUAUGCAGGUUGAAUCCAAACUCAUUACUGCAUGUUUAUACUUCUUAGCAUAUGGGAUGGUUUAUGUAAUUUAAAAUGAAAUACAAAUUGCUUCAACAAGUUACUUUUUGUGGCAGCUAGUUGUAAAUGUUUGCAUCUAUUACUUUAUAAUGCACUUAGAAAUGUUAUUGGUCCUCAGUCCACACAAUUGUAAAACGGGGUUUUUAUUGGUCAAAGACAUCUCCAAAUCAUAUAAAUAACUGGAGUUGAUAACUGUGUGCAGAAAGUGUUUCCAUUACACAGCCAAGAAUGAAAGUACAAAAUGAUUUUGUUGGGGGAAUAAUAUUUUGAAUGAUUCUAUGGCUCAGCAUGAGUGUGGUUUCAGGGACCAUAGAAGAAGGAACAGUUAACAGCUGCCAUGGUGUUUUUAAAAUAUUUUUGGGUUCGUGUAUGUCUCCUUAGUUUUUUAAAGCUUAAAUGUGGUUCUAUUAGUCUGGAUUCUUAAAGUAAAUGGUAAGGAUGUCACUAUACUGUACUUCCAUUUCAGUUUCCCCUGGAGGCCCUUAAAACAAAUACCCUACGACAUCUGAAUUGUCAUCAUCUUGCACAUACAGCAUGUGUUCACUUAUUUAAUUUGCACUUUUGAAGUCUCUGAAAAUCCCAGUGGGUGAAUGCAACAAAUGCACAUAAUUUUCUGUUACCUAUUUAGUGUUCAUAUAAGGCUUAAACACCUACCCAUUUAAGUACUUUUCAUUAAUAGGUAAGGCUGUCUUCAAAGGAGGCAAUUCAUAAAGAUGAUGGAGUGUUCAAAGCUCCUGCACCACCUCCCAAAGUGAUAAAAACUGUGACCAUACCCACUCAGCCCUAUCAAGAGAUAGUAACUGCCUUGAAAUGUAGGAAAGAAGAUAAAGAAGUAAGUGGAAUAUCUAAAACUUUCUUGUUUCGAAAGUAAACUGGUGAAUUUUUUUUUUACCAUUUAUGAUCUAAAGAACAAUUGGCCAGGUGGAGAAACCUCCCUAUUAAAAAUAGAUAACUUAUCACUCUGAGCUGGCUGAUGAUUUCUGUUGCUGCCAGAUAAAGUAGUCUUUUAAAUGGGAGCUCUAAAACUAAAAACAAGUUUUAUACAUCUGCCUUCCAGUUAUACACUGUUGUUCAACAUGUGAAGCACUUCAAUGAUGUAGUCGAAUUUGGAGAGAAUCAAGAGUUCACCGAUGAUAUUGAAUACUUGUUAAGUGGACUGAAGUGCAAUCAGCCCCUAAACACACGUUGCCUUAGGUAAGAUAUUUCUAAUAAUGGCAUUUCCACAUUUUCUUGUUAGGUGUAUUGUGUUCAUAAGCAUUGUAGACUAUUGCACCAUUGGGAAGUGAAAGCAGAAAUGUGUCAAAUGAGUAGAUAUCCCACUUGCUAAUAAUAUACACGUAGCAAUUUGGUUUCCUUCAGGAACGUCCUAUGGAGAACCCAUGUACUGGUGCAGUUGUGUAAAAAGUAUUGCUAGUAAAUUGGGCUGAUGUUGAAUGGAAGUCAAAUCUGUAUAGCUUAAGUCAUACUUGUUAAAAAAGAGAGCUAUUUGUUCUCUGUGUUCUCAAGAGAAUAUAGUAGCCAGAUUUUGACCUGACAAUGCAUUCACAGUAAAUAGGUAAAUGAAAUAAUUCCUACUAUUGUUCUGAAGUUGCAUGGUGUGAUUUUUAUUCCCCGUAUGGUUAAUAAGGAAUGUCUCAUACUGUUUAAAGAAAGCAUUGAAUAGUUACUUGGGUAAACACACUGGUGAAAGGAUGUUAUUACUUGUUAUUACCUAGUUCACUUUUUCUUUCUGAGUAGUUACCGCAGAAGUAUUUUGUUGAUGCAUUUUUCAACCCCUCUUUCAUCUCCAGGGAGUGCUCAAGGGAACUUGCUGUAGUUUAAAAUAAAACUAAAAAAUGACACUAAACUUACACAAAUGCAACAGAAAAACACAAGAUCAGAGCCAUAGUUGGAUUACAUUUUAGGGUGGGUCAAACGUCCAGACGGUCACAUAGAUUAGAUUAAUAAUUCAUCAGUUGCUUUUAAUAGGUUAAUAAUUAAUCAAUUGCAUAUGUAGCCAGUCAGUCUCACCCUUCUUUCCAUGAAGAAAUCUUGUUUCAAACUGGUGUUGUCUGCUACAGCAGAGCGAGACUGCUGAUGACAGGCACCCCUUCUCCAGCCUUAACCAUUAUUGCUAGCAUGUUGAUCCAGAUACAGUAAAUUCACCAGACAGCUGGCACCGAAACAGCUGGAAAGAGAAAGAGCUUGUGUCAUCAGAAUACCACUAUCAAAGAACAUAAUGGUAGCACUGCGUAAGGUUGUACAUGUAUGCAUACCUGAUUGUUUCAUGUAGCUUGAUCUUUCUGAGGUAGUACGGGGUAAAUAGAAAACGAAUAGGAGAUCUCUAAAUGUUUGUGACUGUGUGCAGGCAUCUUGAUUGGAGAUCUUCAGUCACUGAAGCUCUUCAGUCUGUAAACUAAGCAUUGAUCAAUCCUCUUUGCUGGACUGCCCUUAACUAAGAGACCAGACUACAAGUGAUUGACAGGAGCUGUGAUGGUGGCAGCUCUCUUGCUGGUUUGUGGCUUAGCCAGCUGAUUGUAAACAUCGACAACUUCCUGACUUCAACUGCUUCCUGCUGCAUCACACAACAUAGUAGUAGCCAUAGAAGGGAGAUGGGGAAGGGGAAUCAGUGGAGCCCUGGGGGGGUUUCUUCCUCACUACAUACACUUGCUAGGCACACUAUGUCCACAGAGGAGCACCUUGAGUCAAAUUGCUCACUGCUUCUGAUUUUGCCAUAGGCCUGCUGCACUGGGAGUAGGAAAUAUGUCUGACUGUCAGGCUAUUUGUGCUACAGGCCUGCACUUUUGGGUAGUACCCCAUCGGCAAAGUUUCCUCCACGCUCUUUGGGUUUGCUUGACACGAAGCCAUUGUCCUGUGAUGUGCACCUUGUCAUUUGAUUUGAUUAUGUUCCAUUGUGACUGUAGGGCUUUGCGGGCAGGCAACCUGGGCUCUCCAUUGGUUGUUGAAUUCUUUAAAAUUCUGCGCUAGAGACUUGGAGAAACUUUAGUUCAUAAGUUUUUUUUGUUUUGUUUUUAGUGUUAUCAGCCUGGCGACAAAGUGCGCCAUGCCCAGUUUCCGAAUGCAUUUGAGAGCACAUGGAAUGGUAGCUAUGGUCUUCAAAACACUGGAUGACUCACAGCAUCACCACGUAUGUAGAGUUGUGGUUGCAGAUAUGAAAUGGCACAUCCAUCACUUAAAUACUCAUACUGGUUUUAAUUGUGUUUUUAUUUCGUCUGUUGUGUAUUAUUUUAUUGCAGUUUAAAUUCUUUGGAAUGCACUGAAAUAUAAUCUCUAAGAAAUGAAAGAAGCGAAAGAAAUACUGUUUAAAAAUAAUGCAGCAUCUAGUACUGUGCAGAAAAAUCAUUAAGUUUGUCUGCCAAGACCCUCAGCAAUUUUUAAGUAGUCCUUGGGGAAAAGUUGGAGAACCACUAAACUGAGAGUUCAAAAAGCUUUUGCUUGGACAUAGCCUUGCCCCUGACGUGCAUAAUGAAAGUCUGUGGGCUAACUGUAACUCCUUGGAUCUUACAUUCAUGUUUAAAUCUUACUGGAUUUCUGCAUCUUAACCAAAUAUUUACCACUUUGUUUUCCUGUUUUUCCUUUCCAUUGAAGAAUUUAUCACUUUGUACAGCAGCUUUAAUGUAUAUCUUGAGCAGAGAUCGCUUGAACAUGGAUCUAGAUAGAGCCAGCUUAGAUUUAAUGAUUCGGCUUCUGGAACUAGAACAAGACUCUUCUUCAUCCAAGUUGCUCAAUGAAAAAGACAUGAACAAGAUUAAGGAAAAAAUCCGAAGACUCUGUGAAACCGUUCACAACAAACACCUUGAUCUAGAAAAUAUAACGGUAGGUUGUGUGACUGUUAACCUAAUUUUUCUCUAAUGUGAAAAUGGUACAGGUGUUAUUGCUGUUUUUGUGGGUAGAAACUAGUUAACUUUUAAAAGAUGCUUUUAGAACAGUAGAGUGUAGGAAAACCCUGGCACUUCUGAAAUAACAGCAGUGAUCCCUGCAGGUAUUACUUAGUGUAGUCAUGGCUUCUUUCUCUCACAUCUUCUAAAAAUUUUAACUAGGGCAGAUGAAGAGUGUUGAACUCUUGAAAGAUAAAACCCAAACACUUUUAAGUAUUUAACAGUGCAGUUUUCAUCUCACGGUUUUUUCUUCUUCAUGGUAAUAGGCAGACAGUAUAGAACAAAUAGAAUUGAAUUUGAAUGAAUUUUCUGAAUAAUAUUUCACUUGAAAGAGUGGGAGCUGAAAACAGUUAUUUUUGUGAUUCUGUGUAUAUAAAAAUGUCCACUUUUACUAGGGCUAAAUGUGCUAUCUGGUAUGAAAUCUUUACAUGCUACUAGUAUAAGAGGUUGCAGUGUGGAGUUUUCCUGUUUGGGCCCCCAUUCCUUUUCCAGGAUUCCUUUUUCCUCCCCCCACAAAAAUACAACAGCAGCCAGACAACUCUGAAUUCUGUGGCUGUUGAGCAGGAGAAGUUAUCAAUUGGACUGUGUUGGGGGAUUUUCCCCACCUUAAGGUUUUCUUCCUAAAACAUUUUUGUAUUUCUGCAAACUUUGCCUGUUUGAGUGAGACCCAGUCAGCAUCUGACACCUGUGCUCUGAGACCUGCACUGCUUGCCAGUUUGCUACUGAGCCAAAUUCAGUGUGUUGCUAUUAGUACAUAAAGCCCUUUACAACUUGGAACCAGUUUACCUGCAAGAUCGCCUCACCCCAUAUAUCCCUACUUGACCACUUCAGUCUGUGGAACAGGCACCGUUACAGCUGCAGCAUAGAACCCCUUUUAAUGUGGCAGCUGUUGUACUUUGGAACUCCCUUGCCUAUUGAUAUUGGACAGGCACAUUUACUGUACAGUAAGCCUGCAACCUACAUGCAUUUAACUUGUGUCCAUUCAGGUUUAUGCAUGAGGCAAAAAAAAAAAAAGGAUGGUGGGGGGACGGUUCUAGGGGAAAUGGCUGGCAAUCCCACCCAUCAUUGAACCCAAUGUGUUUGGACUAUACAUAGUUUUGGCUUUAGGUGUAAUCCCUGGAACAUAAUCCCUAUGUAAAUUGCAGGCUUACUGUACUUUUUCUGGUGCCUGAUAACACAUUUUUGUUUAGGCAAGCCUACUCAGACAUGUAGAAUGUUGAUAUGUGUUUUAGUCUAUGUUUAGUUUAUCUCGGGUUUUUAUUCUUUAAAUGUUUUAAUUAGCUGUUUAUAACCUUUUUAUGGAUUAUUUAAAAUGUUUUAUUCUUUUUGUUAACAACUUGGCAAAUAGAGGGAUUGAUGCCUACACAAUCUUCUCACUUAGGGACUAUAUUUGUCACCUGUCUAAAGCCAUCCAUUUCUUACGUCAGAAGUUCCUCAUGCGGCUUUUGAUGCCAUUUUGUUUGAGAUGCGUAAAGCUACACUAAAAUUAUCAGUUUUAUACUGCCCACUUACAUUUUGAGACUUGCCCCCAAUCUGCAGUACAGUGAUUCAUUGGCUCAAUCAUUGUAUGACUAGGUAAAGAAAUACAAUGGUGCAAUUUGAUUUUGCAUAUGAAUUCAUUUAUUUUGCGAGUAGCAAAAGAGUUGGAAGGGAGUAAGACAUGGUGAUAGUGCAGCAACAUUUUGCUAAGAUACAGUAAUAAUCUAUAAACGCACGGAGCAGUAAAAUAUUUUGGUGGUUAAUUAACCUGCAUUUUCAAACUUAUAAUACAUAAUCAUGUAAUCGAGAUUCAAGUGACAGUAUUAAUGGAAGAAGUACCUGAUAGAGUUCUGCUUUUAAUUUAUAAAGCAUUUUUCUCUGUGUGUUUUCUAGACAGGGCAUUUGGCAAUGGAAACAUUGCUCUCUCUCACUUCAAAACGGGCAGGAGACUGGUUUAAAGAAGAGUUGCGACUUCUUGGUGGUCUUGAUCACAUUGUAGAUAAAGGUAUGCACAUAGCUCGAGUGAGAAUUAAAGUAUAUAUCUUUUAUUAUUAGGAGGUAGUUUAUAUAUUACUCGUGUGGUAGAAUGAAAGGACUGUGCAUUAGAAUGCAUGCAAAUAGUGAAAUUUUCUGAUGCGCUGGAUAGACGAGCCCAUGGAAUGCUAUGAAUUUCCAAAACCCUUUUCUUGUAGUGUGUGUACUUAAGCUUAGCUAUUGCAGUAGUAAAAUAAUAUAUACAACUGUAGUGAUAUGACCUUAGUUUCAACUUUUGGCCAAUAAAAAGGUAUACUCAACAAGAUCAUGAAAGAACUGUCCCCAGUAGAGAACAAAGAAAUAAAAUUCCUAAGUUGCCCUAUUAAUUUAUCCCAUCAGUAACUUAAAUAGAGAUCUUAAUCAUAGUUAAUUCUGUGAGAGGCCCCCCCCCCCCACACCAUUGCAGCAGAGGCCUGUUGGUACUCCUUACUGAAUGAGCCUAGUAGUUGUGAAGUGCUCAGUUCCCUAGUUAAAUUUUAACAUUGCAAGCCAUCCCAAUGAUGACCUCGGGAAUAAGAGUUUGUCUCGAUAAUGCGUAUCUUUUGGAGCAAAGAAACGGUUUGUGGCCAGAGCUACACAUGGAUGGGAAGGGAUCAGCUGUCCUCAUUGAAGUGAAUCUUAUUUUACAAGAAGCAACAGCCUACGUAGCUCCCACUUUUCCCUGUCAGAGGUUAUAUGGAAAGUUCUGGCUAUGAGUAUCAGCUGCCACAGGAUUGAAACCUUGUAUCUGAAGUUGUGGGUAUCACUUGAUCCCCACUGACCUGAGGCACACCUGUGCUGGGAAGUUGUAGUGGACUUUUCCUGGACAGGGUACAGACUGGAUUCUCUUGACAUCCAUGACAGUCAUGUCACUGUGUGUUUUGCUACUUGACUUUCAUGCACAUCUGACAUGGGGGCUGUUGGGCAAGCGUCAUGAUCACUUGGUGUUAAUAGAGUUACAAGACUUGUGGUGUGGUUUUGCCAAAUCCUUGAGACAGUCAGGAUUGUAUCUUAAAAUCUUUUAAAUGAUAGCAAAUGGUUAUCUGUAUUCUGUGUACAUUUUACAAUUUGAUAGCUUAGGCUACCCAGCAUAUAACUCUGUGGUUGCGUUCACAUGUAACACUAAACCACUUAGUGUUGUUGGUUUUUUUGUUUUGUUUUUUUACAGCUAAACAGUAUAUGUAUCACACUAGAUAAACCAACUAGUCAUGGUUUGGUGCUAUGCAGAUUAGCCUGAACAUGCCCAAGCAAAGGGUUGGCUUUCAUGUUCCCCACCUCCCCUCUUCCUUCCCUCUUACUGCCAUAUGGAGGACUUCAGCACAGUUUAAUUUCAAUUUUACAGAAUCCUGGCUUAACAUUAACUUCACUUUCAGACCAGGGGUCCUGGUUUAAAACAUCCGUAGGUAAAUUUCAUAACAAGGCAACGAAUAAGUUAUGAAAUCUUUUUUAAACCACAACCCCUGGUUUAAAAGUGAAGUUAAUUCUGGAUUUUGAAUGAGUGAAGCUAAAGUCUUCUGAUGCCCUCUUCCUGACUUGGUAGGAGAAGGUGGAAUUUCUUGGGUUUGUACAGGCCCAUUCACUUAGGGCUAAACUCUGCUUUAGCAUGAAGUGUGAAUAUGGUCAUAUAUGUGCACGACCUACAUGUAUUUUUAAAUUGGCCUCUUUGUGUUUUGUGUGUGUGACACAAGUUGGCUUAAAGUAUACUGAUAAAACAUAAUUGGAAUAUUAGGGUAUUUCAUCAUAUACAUGCAAUUUUGAAAGUAAAAAUUACUUCCUUUAACAGUUUAGUAAUAACAUAAACUCUUUGUUUCUUAGUUAAAGAAUGUGUGGAUCACUUAAGCAGCGAUGAAAAUGAAGAGAAAUUGGUUGCUUCAUUAUGGGGAGCAGAACGAUGUUUACGGGUUUUAGAAAGCGUAAGUAUUUAACUUUGUAAAGAGUGAUUUAUUUUUAAUGGUCCAGAACCAGGGAUGAGGAAAGUAAGACCCAUGGGUUCUGUCCAUAUAGCUUCUUACUAUUUAUGUGCCGUUUGUGUUCAUUAGCUACUACACUGCUUUGGGUUAGCCCUGGGUUAAGCUUGAUGGGCCAUAUUCAAAUUGGGCAUUCUGAAUCUAAUUAUAAAAAACUAGCCCACUUCAGCAAAUGUCUAACUGUUAGCGCUUUCCUAAAUGGUAUUGAGGUGAAAGAUGUUGCUGACAAGGUGUGUGUGUGUGUGUGUGAGAGUGUGAGAGAGAGAGAGAGAGAGAGAGAGAGAGAGGGUGGGGAGAAUUUCUUUGUUCCCUUUUUCUAUUUUGUUUUUUGGUUUCUUGGGGGAGAGAAAUGGAGACCUGCAGCCACAUUGGAGGGGAGCUUGUAUGUACCUGUUUGUGUGUGUAGACUAGCACACAUGUAUAUUUGACAGUAUUGAUGUUUGUGAACACAAGGUUUUCAGGGUUUCCCAAAUUUGGGACACCGGCUGUUUUUGCACUACAGUUCCCAUCAUCCCUGACCACUAGUCCCACUAGCUAGGGAUUACAGGAGUUGUGGUUCAGAUACAGCUGGAGACCCAAUUUUGAGAAACCCUGGUCCAUUUGUAUAUUAGCAUGUCUGUAUGUGUAUUAUCAUGAGAGAUAUUAUGCGUUCACUUCCUGUUAAUGGUGGGACGGUGACUCUAGAAUUCCUUACCAAGCCCAAAGUAAAAAUGUGGCACUGGCCCUAUAUGUUAAUAAGGCUCUUAGCUAACAGUAUACUAUUUGUAACACCUCCGCCUGCCCAGUCAGCUCUAAGUGGGGGUAGUGUUGAAAUGGCCAGGCUUGGAGAAGUUAAACUGGCUGAGGGUUUGGUUAGUUGGCCUUGUAGGCUUCCCUGAGUUUGUUCUGUUUGGCUUGAGGACUCCCUAGCUCUUUGCUUUAGGCUGGAGAUCUCCCAGCUCAAGCCUAUUCCUUUAGCCCAGGCUGUUAGGCGACAUCAAGUGUUCUAGAAAAUCCAGGUUUCUAGAAAUUAAGUUAAUGGUGCUUGCUUAGCACAAAGCAGAAUGUUAAAUUGCAGCAUUCUAGAAGCUUGAGAGAUCUGUUAAAAGCAUAGAGUUCUUUCAGAAGGUGAAAGGAGCUUAACCCGCACAUCAAAAGAUGAUAGCUGUAUGAUAUUUUCUUUUCUUUUUUAGGUAACAGUUCAUAAUCCAGAAAAUCAGAGUUACUUGAUAGCAUAUAAGGAUUCGCAGCUCAUUGUCUCUUCAGCUAAGUAAGUUCUAAUGAAUGCUUUAUAAAAUACAGUAUGGUAUACUUCUUUAAAGGUUUAUGUUGUUAGGUUAUGUAUUAACACUGCAAUCUUGGUGAUAGCUUUCCUCAGCAUGUGUGUGUGUGUUGCAGCUUAGUAUUUUCAAAUGAGGGGGAAAGCGAGUUAGAUUGUUUCCUGCUUCCGCUUACUGAUAUGCUUUUUUCUACCUGCUCGAAGUAACUUCUGUUGCUAAUUAUGUUUUGUAUGAUAAAGUUUUGCAAUCAAAAUCACUUUUGAUUGUGAAAUGUUCCCAUAUAAACAUUAUACACUCACGUCACAUUAUCUUUAUACGUGCUUCUCAAUUUGGGGGAACUUCUUUUUCUUUCAACAACUUCCCCAUGGAACUCACAGGAUUGGGGGAGUGAUGUAAGUACUGCUUUCAGAAAUUCUAGUCAGCACUCAAGCGGAGUAAAAAUAUUGACAGGAAGAUUUAUAUGUAGUUUAUGGGUUCCAGAGAGGGAAAUUUGUUGACAUAAACCCUGUAUACAUUUACUUACAUUUGAAUCAUAGCAAUUAAAGAGAAUUACAUGGCCAUAUACAGUGAUGCAUGUUUUCUGUGCAAGCCUCUAGAGUGUAUAGUAUGGGGGAGAAGCUUAAUCUGUUGCCAGAAUUGAAUGAAGACACAAACCUGGAAUUAGCAUUGUGUCUACAAGAGUUAGCUUUACAUGGCUUCAUCUCACCAUCAAAAUAUGUCACGAAUGUUAAAAAUUCUUAUUGCAAGUUUGUUUGUUUGUUUAAUAAACUGCCCUAUACCUGGAGGUCUCAGGGCGGUUUACAGAAAAGAAAAGUUUAUGGAUUAUGCCGAAAUGGCAAAAAUGACCGGAAGAAUCAGAAAUCAGGAAGACUCAAAUUUUAAUAAGGAUUGGGGGAAAUUUAUAAUUUAUCUUAAAAACCACUGUAAACAGCUAAAAUUGUUAGUAGGCUUAGAAUAACAUUUGUAGUUGAAUGGUGAAUUUUGGACAUAAUGGAGAUGUAAAAGAUCUGGAUUAUUAUAAAAGAUGCAGGAGGAAAUGACUAACAAUAGGACCCACAAAGGGGAGGAGGGAAGCCGAGGAGAUUCUCUGGAAUCUUGUUUUUAUGUUGUAUGUUGGAUAUGUGAUUGUAAAACUUUAAUCUGAAAAACCAAAUAUUUUUUUAAAAAAUAAUCUUACUGCAGACAUUUGGUGUUAAGUGCAAACAGUCCUGUUCACAUUUAGCUUUAUGACCAGACAACUAGUGCACAUCAAAGGGGGCCAAGUGACUUAACAUACCAGUUAUGUUUCUGCUUUUUCAACGCCUUACUUCAAUACUUGCUGGGUCCAAAGUGCUUUGUGCUGCUAAUAUGUUGCAGAUUCCUAUGUGAAGAAUCUGGGACUAGAUCAUUAUGAAGUGCACCUUUGGACCUUUUUUCCUAAUAAAAAAGUACAAGAGAUGAUGCUUUCUAAUAUAAUUUUGGGGACUGUGUUGCUAGUUACCAUUAAAACCAGCAUGAUAAAUGAAAACUAAGCUUGCUGUUUACAGCUGGAACUGGGUUUUUUAUGUGAAGAAAUUUUGUCCCACUGAUAUGAAAAUGGUUUGCGUUGUAUAUUUUGACUCCUGUUUUUGUAACCUUCAGAGCACUGCAGCAUUGCGAGGAGUUGAUCCAGAGAUACAACCGUGCAGAAGACACCAUCUGUCUUCCAGACAGUAGGGUACUGCCGCACCAGAAUGUAACAAACCAUGUGGGUAAGGCAGUGGAAGACUGUAUGAGAGCCAUCAUUGGUGUCUUACUCAAUUUAGCAAAUGAUAAUGGUAAGUUACUAAUCCUGAAACAUAAAAUCAGAUUAUCAUCUGUCCUGUCAGAUUGUUUCCCAUGACGUCUAGAGAAAAGUAUUCCUGUAUUUAUGCUUAGGCCAGGUGGCUGGUUAAUCAGGUGGACAGUAAGAGGUGUAAUAAUGUCCUUCCAGCUCCCGCAAAACAAUGCUGCAAAUGUGAAAUAUGUAUGCAACUAUCAUUUGAGUAGAGUUAGUGUCAGUACUGCAAAUCUUGGUUUUCAGUUUACAAAAUUGAGGGGUGUGUGUGAGUGCAUGGAUGCCAAAUUGGAACAGUGGAAAACAAACUGUCUCUCAUAAAGCAGCCUGAAUUUUUCGACUGACCUUGCAUAUGUCACUUAGGCAUGAGUUGGGAAGCAAAAAUGGCAAAAAUACUCUUUUGGCUUCUGUUUUGUUACAUUUGAGAUGACUUUUGUGAUUAGUCUGUUCAGUUAUUUCACCUACUAUGACACCAGAGAGUCAUGAUGGGUUAAUGCAAUAUUCCCAUCUACGUUGGGCUUAGAUGGUUUACGUUCUGGUUCAGUUACCGGGUGUAAAAGGUGAGAUUCAGUCUCCUCCAUUGCAGACUGGUGUGUCGGUCUGGGAGAGGUGUAAACUUGAUCAGAGAUUUGUUUGUGGGACCAAAUCCUUAAUCUGAAAUUCGAUCAUGGCCAGGUGUUAUUGCCAGUUGCUACUUUUAAGUGGUGUAAAUGCACGUUUGAAAUGCCUGUGGUUUUUUAAAUGUCUAAUGAGCAUUUAUAUCCUUUAACGUUUGCAGAGUGGGGUAGCACUAAAACAGGUGAACAAGAUGGUCUUAUUGGCACAGCGCUGAAUUGUGUGCUUCAGGUUCCAAAGUUUCUACCUCAAGAACAGAGAUUUGAUAUUCGGGUUCUGGUAAGAAAAACUGUUUAAAAAAUGCUUCUAGAAAAUGUAAGGCUACAUGUUAAAAAUUACUUGUGCUAACUUCAGUACAUCACAUUUAACAUGACACCCAUGAAAACUGUUUGAAAAUUUCCACUGGUUCAUAACAUGAUAGCCUUACCGUUAAGUGAUUAUAUCAUUUCUCUGCUGAAAGAGUUGUAAUUCCCAACACAUUUCUGAGUAUAAGCCUAUCAGUACAACAAGCACCAGUCAAACAGCAUCAUAAAACAUAAAAAACCAAGUGAACAGCAGUAGAAUGAAAGCCACAAUAGGUUCAGGUAAAACAUACCUGCCAUUGGGAAAAAGUAAUAAAAAAAUAAAAAAUAAAUCUUAUUAGAGCAUGCCAAAAUGGGUGGAUACACAGACACUGACUGGCAGAUUAUUUCAUGGUUUAGGCAACACAACUGAUCUUUGCACUGGUGGCUGUUUCCGAAGGACAAGUCUUUGGCAGAGAUCAAAGUGAAUUUGGCAAAACAUUUGUAGGAAUUACAGAUCUCAAGUGGUUCUGUAUGACUUCUAGAAUGAAAUUAAUUCCUCUUUACUUCUGGAGGAGACAAGCAUAUGGGAGAAGGCUUUACAUGAGGGGGGGGACCCAAACACACACCCUCAUUUCAUCUUUAAAAGCACACAUUCGCAAGACCUUUAAGACAGACAUUUUCAAGAUAAGGUAAUGUUGGCUGGUGUAAAUGGACAAGUAUAUUUUGUAGGGUUGUUGAAGGUGUAAUUGCCAAGAUUUCAUGAGGCUUGCCACUUCUUGAAUUUGCGAAAAUUGGCCAUACUUCUGAGCACCCUGAGAGUGUGCAAAGUACAGUUCUUUGUACUCUACUAUCUAAUAUUUUCUUCCUUUCUUGCAGGGUUUGGGUCUGCUAAUCAAUUUGGUAGAGUACAGUGCACGAAAUCGGCACUGUCUUGUGAAUAUGGAAACAACAUGUUCCUUUGAUUCCUUCUGCUUGGGAGAAGCCAAUGAUAGCAUAAGCACAUCUGGACGGAUGGCUGCUGUUCAUGCUUUAGUUCAGGUAAAUCAUAGUUUUUACUUAAAAGAACAACCAUUUAUGCAGUGUGAGAAACAGUUAUCUCCAGAGGAAAGAAGCAGUGUUGGUCUAAUGUUCAAAUGUUGAACUAUUUGUCAUGCCCAUCCCUUUUAAACUAACAGAGACGAUAGGCCAGAGGAGGCCCUGAGUCACUUAUUUGUCCCAACAUAUUUUGAGCCAUACAUCUCUUUAUAGGCCAUUGAUUUAAUCCAUGCAAGGGAUAAUUGAAGCCGUCUUGUGUACUAUCUUAGUGGAAAACCAAAUGUUACUGGGAGCCCUACAAAGAGCAUCCUUGUGAUGGCCAUCAACUGGUUCUUCUCAGCAACUUGUAUUUUACCUGUGAACAAGGUGUUCCCCUUAGUUGUUGUUGCCAAUAAUAAUUGAUUAAUUUGCGGAGGAUCAAAUUUUGUAGAGUUUUGAGUCAAACAUAGUUGUGAACAUUUGGCUUGUCUCUUUAAUUAUUUCUUCAUUAGAUAAGAGAUUAUAUUUGUUCUUCACUUGCAUUACAUUUUUCACUGGGCAUUACAUGCAGCAUGAAUUGGAAACUCAUAUAUUAAUCUCCUGCUGAAUAAGGUAUAUUCUCUGUCUCAGUUGUGUUUGGCUGUUCUUGCCAUAGGCAUUAGGACUUAGUUUAUUAUUAUGCUGCACACCAACUGUUGGUGUACUAUGCUGUAAUCCCUCAGUUCCUUUACGAAAUAUUAUUAUUGGCAUUUUUAUCCUGCUGCUCAGCCAAAAAAAGCUGACAAAUACCAUUGAGGAGGCAGAUGCUGAUCUCGGGCUUAGAAUCAGAAAGGAAAAGGCACUGAGAGAAAGUAGGUGGGGGGGGACUCAGGCACUUACAGUGGUACCUCGCAAGACGAAAAACUCGCAAGACGAAAGAGUUUUUGGUUUUUUGAGUUGCUUCGCGAGACGAAUUUCCUAUGGGCUUGCUUCGCAAGACGGAAACGUCUUGCAAGUUUGUUUCCUUUUUCUUAAAACCGUUACAGUAAUACAGGGUGCAUUGCUUGAAGAGGUGCAGUUGCGACUUGACUUCGAGGAGCAACUCAUAGCACGUGGUGUGGUAGCCUUUUUUGAGGUUUUUGAAGAUUUUUUUGAAAAAAUGGAAACCGUGCUUCGCAAGACGAAAAAACUCGUAAGACGAAAAAACUCGCAGAACGAAUUAAUUUCGUCUUGCGAGGCACCACUGUAUUCUUACUUACAGAGAUCUUGUAGUGAACUGUAGCAAUGGGGGGGAAACCAGGAGAGCCAAUGGAGAGCUCCUGUAGUCCCAUCUCUCUUGCAGCCUGAUGGAAUGUCUGCUGAUGACAGUUGGUGGAGGAGCCUGAUGGCAUGUAGUCUUUUAGCAGAGCUGUUAGAGAGUACCUUCUCUGCUUCUCCUAUAGCCUGAGAUGGGAUGCCUAUGCACAGUGUUAGAAACGGAGAUAUGAAAGCUAGGAGCUAAAUGGCACCUUAAACCUAGGUUAUGGGCGCCGCAACGGAGUGUCUAGGCGUGCUUUUUUAUAGCAAGAAUACAAAGCUGAAAAUGAAUGAACUGCAGCUAAAAUCUUAUGCUCAUUUUCCACAUAAUCUAGUCCUCAUCUGAAGACUGCAAAAAACAAAGCCAUACUUCCCCUGCCCACCCCGCUAAUAUUCUUGAGAGUGCCCCUUCUCCAAUCUUCAGAGAGUAGCUGGAAGUGGGGAGGCAGAAAAAGGUCCUCCUUUCCUUCCAGCGGUGGCUGUUUUAAUCUGAAUUCUUCGGCGCAGUACUGCACCCAGAGCUCAGAAGCUGCUCUCAUUAAUGAAAUUCCCUGUCGCAAAGCGCACCUAGAACAAUGGGAGUUUCGAACGCUGCCUAGGGAUGACAGGAUGAAACAUUCAGUACAAAAGCGAAUGCUAAUUUAAGCAAGGGAAGGCACACAGAUGAGAUGCUCCCUGCUGCCAGUUAAGUCGCAUGUAGCAUUUGGGUUCAUGACUCAUCAUCUGUGGAAUUUUCCCUCUCAGUUGUUCCUUGAGCGUGAGCGAGCAGCGCAGCUGGCAGAGAGCCAGACGGAUGAACUGAUUAAGGAAGCUCCUGCUGCACAACAUGACAAGAGUGGGGAGUGGCAGGAGACGAGCGGAGAGAUCCAGUGGGUUACUACAGAAAAGCCUGAGAACGCAGAGGAGAAAGAUAAGAAAGAAGAAGAUGAAGAAGAACUUGAUCUUAAUAAAGGUAGGUCCAGGUUCCUGGGGAAGUCAGCAAAGGAAAGAAGUGCUAAAUUAAAAAAUGUCAGAGCUGCAGUUUUAGAAUCCUCUUUCUCCUCCCCCCCUUUUUAAAAGCGUUUAUUAAUUUUCCAAUAAAAACAUACAAUUAACAUAUCAAAUCAGAUCCAAUAAAAAUAAAAAACUAAAAUAAAAAAGGUCCAAUUGUCUUCCAAAUUGUAAUAAUUUUGUUUUGACUUCCCAUGGUCUGAAUUUCGAAGCACAUUCAACAUCAUAGUCCUGCCUCUCAUCAUCCUCAAUGUUAUUCAUAAUUCCAUGUCCGAUUUUUCCCUUCCACAUUUUGACUCUGGUUCUACGAUCCUCAUUCAUGUCAGAAAACCGAUACUUUUUUUUUCUAUGGAGUGCAGAUUUGUCCAUAUAUUGUACUCCUUCAGCUGUUUUUUCAUCGCACCGCUUCAUUUAAUUGCAUCCAAUUUCAAAGUUUCUUUCCCUUUUAAAGCAACUGGGACUCUUGUCCUAGUUAAUCUCUUCCCAAAAAUGCAGUGGUAUUAAGGAUCAAAAUACUUUCCUGAUUCUUACAAGCCUCACUUCAGCUUCUUUUGCUGAAGAUUGUUACCAUUACAAAAUACAAAAAGCUGCUCCUUGACAUAUUGUCAUAGUAAACGUUAAUAUUCCCUUUUUACUAAUACUUCUAUUUAAUUUUGGCCCAUUUAUUCUGGCUCAAACAUUGUAUCAGUUGAUCCUUUCUUAAACAUUGUUUUUCAGCACUCUUCUCUGUAAUCAUUCCCUUCCCUUCCUUUUAUGGUUUCCACCUGAACAUCUAAUUUAUCACACUGCCCUGCGUCUGCAGGGGGAAUAAACUUAACUAUGUUUACUGGGAUGGGAUGAGGGUAUUGGUCUGGGCAACAGUGGCAUUCCACAAAAUCACAAUAUCCACAGUUAGAAAUGUUGACAUUCUUGGGUACAGAAUUACGUUCUAUGUGUGCAUACACAUAGAACACAUAGAAGUAGCUGCUUUAUAAGUAUUUGGGCAAAGUGACAUUAAAAUAUAGUUUGGUUAUACUUCAAAUAUUAUUCUUUUUACUUGCAGCCCUUCAGCAUGCUGGGAAGCACAUGGAGGAUUGCAUUGUGGCCUCGUACACAGCAUUGCUUCUGGGAUGCCUUUGCCAGGAGAGUCCAGUAAGAAAACUUUUCUGCAUGGUUACUAAAUGGGUUUAUAAGGCUGGGUAAAAGAGACUGUCUUGAAACCAUAAAAUGGAUCUUGGGAACAGGCAUUUUACAAUUUAAACUUCAGUUGUUAACCUUUUUCAACUACUUCAUAUGCUUUAAGCUGUCUCAAAAUGCAGUUUCCAUAAGGGGCAGAACCCAGCUUUGGGUUACAUUGCAUUGUCAAUUAAAGUGCCAAAGUUUGAUGCUUUUCAGUGUGUUAGUCUAAUGGAAGUUCAGUCAUACUUUCAGCAGAGCUCUCAGUAAUAAGCAGGCUCCUACAUGCUGAGCCAGCUCCUUGCUCUAUUAGCCUGAAUAACAACAGCUCUGAAUAACAACAGCUCUCCAAUGUAUUUGCCAGUCCUGUUGCUUACGAUGCUUGGGAUUAAAUGGAGUACCUUCUGCAUUCGAAGAAUGUGCUCUCUUACUAACCGGUUCCCCUCCCUGAGGAUAUAUUACACACUCAACUGGAGUGUCUAGGACAUGCUUGUAAAUAACCACAGAUGAAAAAACAUUACUAAAUCUUGUAGGGACAUUCUUCAGAGAAUGGGAAUAACUAAUCCUGUGGGUUGGUCUUUAUAUAUGCUUGAUAUUCUCUCCUUUUUAUUUUCCUGUGUGCUACAUUAUUUCAGUAGUUGUGUGGUUGUGUGCAACUGGAAAGGGGCAAGAAGGGGCUCUGGCUUUUCCAUUAAGGCUCGGGGUUUGCUUCCAACUUUCAUGAAACGUUGAGAUUUGUGACUUGGAAGCUCUUGUGUUUUAGUGAAAAACUGUCAACUACUAAAGGUUUGGUAGCAUUGUUGUGUCAAGGCACUGUAGGAAAUGCAGAUAGGUUUCUGACAUCGUGCCCGUACUGCAAGAAAGAUGCAUGUCGAGCAGGAAAAGAGAAUAAAUGUGCGGGUUGGUUACUCUAGCGUCGUGUUGGGAAGUCGAUUUAAUUGCCUUGUCAGAAACUUCCUAUUUCUGCAUUUAUUUCCUUAGAUCAAUGUGACUACUGUGAGGACAUACUUGCCUGAAGGGGAUUUCUCAAUCAUGACAGAAAUGCUGAAAAAGUUUCUCAGUUUCAUGAACCUUACUGUAAGUAGUAUAUUACAAUUGCUUAUUUGUCUGGUGCUUCAGAUCAAAAUGCUUGAGAAGACUUAUACCAGUAUGCCUGUCAUCUUAUGGAAGGGUAGGCAAGCUUGUUGGGUGUGUGUGGGUGUGUGGGUGUGUGUGUGUGUGUGUGUGUGUGUGUGUGUUACUAGGAACUCUGGAGGUACACCACUCAGAGCCAGGUGCAAAAAAUUGGUUUGCGAGAUGCACUUGCACAGAGCACCUCUGAGGAUAUAUGUUUGCAGUGCCAGAACUGAGCUCACAAUCCUUUGGUGCAAAAAUCCUGAUUCUCCUCUCCAAUGUUGUUUAUUAUUAUUAUUAAGUUUCAUCAGCCUAAUUGAGAAGCCUUUUAAUUGAUAUGGAAAAGUUUGCUGAACAACUGUAAAUAGCCCAGUAAUGUACCAGUCGAUAUCAUCCCGUCUUCUACAAGCCCUGAUGUAAUAGAAGGGCAGGCAUAGGAAGAUAAUCUGGAGUGACAGCUCCUUGUUAUUUCUCUCUCUGGUGGGGCAGUUUUCCACUUGUCAAGGAACUGUAACCCCUGUCCCACCCACCCCACUUAAUGGGGUUAACAGUGAGCAGGAUAAGUGAUUUAUCCUCUUCCAUCUGUCCAAAUGAGACCACUAGACUUGCCUCUAUUGUAGUCUGAGAAGCAGUCAAAUCCCACCCCCCAAAAAACCUAAGAUCACCUUCAAUCAAAUCAGCUGUGGCAGCUGCAGCAAAUCUCUCUGGUGUUGCAAGAUUGUUUUUGCAAAUUUAUUUAAAUAACAGCAGAUGUUAAAUGAUGGCUUCUGCUAAGGCUGAGACAUUAUAAAUUACAGGCCACUGUUCAUAAAUAGACCGCUUUGCUUGUAAAUGGGGAACUGCUGCUACUUAGGUUGAUGUAACAUAGCAUUCCAGACUGUGAUCUGCUGUCACAUAAUCCUUAAAUUAGGUGGGAAAAUGCAUAUUAAACGUUUAAUAAACGUCCCGUGCUUCCCUCCACACCUCCUUUCCUUCCCAGUGUGCUGUUGGGACAACAGGCCAGAAAACUAUCUCUAGAGUGAUUGAAUACUUGGAACACUGCUAGAAACUCGAGUCUUGCCGCAGGCACUUGAAUGCUGGAGCUCUACCCCUCCGAUAAAGGAAGGAAGUCGUGAAAGAAGUCCUCAAGGAAGCACCACCAAGAGCAUUCAUCAGUCUCAUUCGUGUUUGGAUUUUUAAGGCUACCUGGUCUCUUCACCAUACACUCAGCAUUUUCCGAGAGACAGUUCACCACCACAUCAAUCUGCAACUAUCAAAAAUUAGGGGGGAAAUAUCUGAGGAAAGUAAAUCAAGAAUUCAUUAUGUUUAUAAUAAUGCAGUGCAGUAUUUAAAUAUAUUUGGCAGGGUUUACUCUCCCUCUUUAUUUUUCUGGCUUUGUUUGUGACAACUUUAAAGGGGAAAACUUGCUGCUGGUAGUGCAACUGCUGUUUACUGUUGAGCCACUGUUUUUCAUGCCAGCCAGGUGCAAAGGCAGCUUUAGCUACUGAGGUAUCAAAAAUCUUCUAAUAAAGAUGCUCUGGGCAGCAGCAUUGCUCUGAUUUGAGUUUAAUUUGCUCUUGCUUUUUAAAGAGAUUAUUCCAAAAUCAUAAGAAAUAGAAAAAUUUUAAAUACUUUUUGUGAUUUUAACUACUGUCUAUAUUUAAAAUGUGUUGGAAUCCAAAGAGGUUGAGGCUUGGAUAGUUUAUUUUUUAUACUGUUUUGAUUGAAAAUUGGGUUGUUGGAAACUACUUCUCAGUUCUUAAAAUUGUUGUGGCCUACGUACUGUAAACUGAUUGACCAUAACACUUCAUAGCUCUAAGAGAGGCAUGCAGGAAGAAGAAGAAGAAAUAAUAAUCCCCUCCCAGCUGGUGACUGUCUGUAUUUCUUUGAAAUGCAGUAAUUGUUAAGCACCCUGUUUAAAAAGGACAAUGUGAAAAAAAUGUUCAAUGCCAGGGGAGUUUUCACUUCAUGAUGCACAAAAAAGAAAGGAAAAGAAGCUGUUGAUUUUUGUUUCAAGGAAGAAAUGUGGAGCUAAAACACCAGUGGGGAUUAAUGUUUCCAGUUGACAUAAUCUUUCUAUUUCUUCUCUAGUAUGGCGCAGGUAAAUGCAUACAAUACGAAGCCUUAAAUAGCUGAAUAUAGUGAAGAUUUUGUUCAGUAAGGGGUUCUAGUUCACAGCAAAGGAUUGUGUUGAGACUUUAAUGGAACAAAAAUCCCUGCUAAAUACUUUUGUAAAAGAGGUUUUGGACAUUAGUGACUUCUCGCACUCAUUGUUCCGAUGGACAGAAUUGCUCAUGGUUUUUAUUAAGCUGGUCUUGAAUUAUUCACAAAAUGUUUUGAGACAUUUGCAUCACAGACACUUUCCACAUUACCUGUGUAGCUAGUUGCAUCAUGUUACUUCAUUGAAUUUGUAAAACUUGAAGCCAUAAAAAUAUUAGUUCUGUGUAUAAUGAGGGGUGGGAGAAAUAACAGAAAAUCUAACCUGCUUUUUAGAUCUUGUGUUAUCUCCAUGUAUAAACUUACAAACUUGUGCUUUUGUAUCAGUGCCAGCUGUAAAAUUUUUACAUACAGUGGCUGCCUUCUAUGUCUUCCUAUUUUUGAUAAUGCAGAUUGUUGGGAAUUUGGUAAGGAAGUGACUGAUUAGAAGCAAAAUCCUAUAUUGGUCCUGCUUUUUUAUUUUUAUUUUCCUUAACAUCUUAAUUAAGCAAACUACCCCCCUACAAUGUACCAGUGUAACUUAGAAAAAAAAUGCUGAGGUUAUGUUUUCCCUUGGAUCGAGCUUCCUUAUGAGAGGAAGAGCAACUUAGUAAAGCUGUACUUGUAAAUUAUUUCUGAGAUGCAGGAUUUGCUGGAUAUAUUUUUUGGCAUUUAGUUUUAACAACUUAGAGCAAUGGCUUUCAUUUUUAGUUGGAUUUCAUAUAGAUUUAAGUUAGGCUUUUUUUCUGUAUGCGCAAUGACGGGGGAUGAUUAAAAAUAGAUGCAGUGAUGAGGUGGAAUCAGGAGCCACACUUCUCUGUUACACUGGUAAUGACCUGGAUCGGAAUUGGUUAAACUCGUUGCGUUGAGCAUUUCUUAAUUAGCAAGCACUGAAACAUGCAGACUGUUUGGUUUUUGGAGAGAGGGUCAGGAAACCACCCUGCAAGCUGCAGUGUGUUUUCUUGUUUUAAACCUCAUCAAGCUCUGCAUUAAAUGGGUACUUGAGGCCAACCUUCAAAUUUAAAAGUUUUAAAGUAACUUUUUUUCCACUGUAAAUAUAUAUGUAAAUAAGCGCAAUUGGAAACUAGAACAGUAGAGUACUUUUCUGAAUCCAAUCCUAUUUUUAUUUUAUACAGUAUUUCUCAGCUGUGAUAUUUGGAGCAAAAGCCAACGGCAGGAAUAAUAGUUUGUACCAGUUUCAUGAAGUAUGUCUUUUGGUUUUUGUAAAUAAUUUUAACUCGAAUAAAAAUUGCUACUUUCAAUACAUAACAUACAUGUAACG